ACUUUCUCCACGCCCCCUCACGCUUGCUCUGAGCUAGCGGUUCGUCCAUGCAUGUAGUACUGGGAAGCUCCUCGCCGGGAGUGAGGGAACGUGUCUAAUUAAUCGCAAGCUUCUCCCGUUGUAAUUAGCCGUCAAAGCGGUGGAGUAACGUUGAAAGGGAGGUUUCGCCUGUGCUUGUUGGGUCGUAUUUAACGGCGGCGAGGCGCAGCGCUGUAAACGUCGAGUUUAGGAUUUUCCACCUGACUGCAGCAGCUGAUUAACUCGUGUCUUAAGGAGAGUGGAGUCGCUAGGCAGCUGUCUAUACAUAACCGGCAGAAGCUAACAAGUAGUUAGCAAGUCAGACAGUUAGCCUGCCAGCUAGCCACCUCUCAGUACUGCUACAGUAAGUCCCUCCCUCGCCAAGUACGUGAACGCCGCAAGAAGCUGCAGCGGUGAAGUCGAGUGCGCUCCCUACUAGUCUCAACUUAGCCAGCAUCGCUGUACAGCUGGCUGAUAAGCUAAACUAUCAUUCCUUACGUUAGCUGGGUAACGCCAACGUGAAGAAGGUUGGCUUUAACAUUUGGCAAGUGUUUUCUCUUUAGGGGAAACUGUCGCUACACUGGCAAAGAGACUGGCUAAAAAGAAGAGGCGAAAUAAGACUGAACAAGGAAGACACCGAGAAGGAGGGGACUGGCUAGUUUAGCCGGGGAGGCAGAAUUUCACGUAAGUGACACAGCUGGUGAUGUUAGCUUUACCGAACAGUUUACUGGCCCUAUGCAACCUGCUAUGCUUGCAUGGCAAUGUGAAUCCGACCAGCCACUUAUAAUCUGUGGCGCCAUACUAUGCCGUGGGCUAACGGCUUCCUUGAAGGUGGCACACUAGCUAGCAAGUUAGCUAAUGCUUGAUGUCUUCAGAGGGAGGCUGCACUUGAUUCGCCUCUCGGCUGUCUGUUGCAGCCAUUCCUCGUCGGCUUAGUUUCAUGGCUUAAUUUACUCAACUAGUCUAUCUGUGGAACAAACGGUGCAGUAAACCUGUUGUCAAGACUAUUAGCUCAUUAGCUCUACUGCUAGCUAGUUUCAGCCGGCCACCAGCUCAAGUUGACAGUUCAGGUUCUGACGAAGCCAAGCAGCAAUGUUACUGAAACCUAGCCAAUAUCACAGGUUACUGUUCCCCCACAGCAAAUAAGGCUCAUAUCUGCUCUGUGCAGCUGCAGGGACUGUGUGUUCCCUGGUAGAUAGAGUGGCCGCUCACUGACAAUGUCACAGCAACACUUAUUGCACGGCAUUACACCACCUUGCUUUUAAAUGGCAGUGAAGUAGAAGGACCUGGGACGGUACAGUAUCCAGGCUGUUCAGUACAAUUUGAUUUCACACUCACCUAGUAAGCACUCACAGGCUUCUUCUAAGUACUCUUGAAUAGUAAAGUUAAAGAAAGCUGUGAAAAUUAACAGUUAGAAAUCCUUAACCACUCUGACCCCAGUACUCCACAAGUGUGAAUGUGCACCAAAACAGACUGACUCAUUUUCUCUCCUUCUUUUGAUAGAUAGAAAACGCCGCCAGUGAGCCACGCACAACCAUGAGUAUUGAGAUACCAGUGGGGUUGACAGAGCUGCUGCAGGGUUACACCGUCGAGGUACUGCGACAAAGACCGUCAGACCUGGUGGAAUUUGCUGUACAGUACUUCACCCGUUUGCGGGACACCAGAAGUCAGGAUGGAAGUGGCGCUGGUGGCAAGACAGGAAAAGGAGUGAUGUUUGAUGGGGAGCCCAUGCAAACAGAGUCCAAUGGAGAUGACGAUGAAGAUGAUGAUUCAGACUUUGAGCGUAAGUUGACAUUGUGUUGUGGUGGUUGUCAGGUGUCCUUAUGAACAUGUCUGUCUGUGUGGUAGCCCAUAGGAUGAAAUGAAGUUGAGUGCAUGUGUUUGGAUGAGGGCAUUGGAGAGUGAAAGAAUGAGUGACGGUGAUCCCUGAAGCUGGGUCACUGAUGUAGACUCUCUCUCACCUCUUCCUCAGAGACAGAUUCACAUGUUACAUGAUAGACAGCCCACAUCGUCAGCCCCUGUUAUCUAGGUCUCCUCAAUCCUAAUCAGGCAUUUGACUUGGUAGCUUAAAUACAAUACUGUAUAUUAUCAUUUAAGAUAUUAAUUAUUAUGGCCUUCAAAAGGUAUAGCUUUAUUAAAUGUAACUCCCUGUCACAGUGUUUCUUAAAACAGUGAGAAUAUUAACUUUUGCACUAAAAACCUUAAAGUGAAAAUUUUGCAGUCUUGACAGUCAUCUGACCUACAGUCUACUAAACAUCAGAAAAUAGACAACCCAAGAAUACAUAUAAAUCAUAUUUAGUUGUAUGUCGUCUUAUAUCAUUUAUGUCAUCUACUAUUUACAGCAGUAUUAAACAGUCUGAUGGCUGUGGGUACAAAAGGUCUUACAAGGUAUGAGAAACUUUUUUGGAAUAAGAAAAUACUGCCACCUUAGUAGAGUUUGCAAUGGGUAUGAGCAAACGCCCUCCUUCGGUACUUCAUCAUUUUAUCACACCAUAGAGUGACUUAAAUGUAAGAGAAAACAUGCUGACAAUUAUUCCAUGGGCAUAUAACUGAAAUGUAAUGGCCUAUGCCACCCUGACAGUCAAAGUUGAAAUCGAGUUAAAAAAUGUGAUUAGAUUAGGAAGUCUCUCCUUAGCAACAGCAUAGAUCCAGAUAUAAAAGAGUUCACGAACUGUAUAACUGUAACCAUCUUGAUCCUACACAGUGUGUUACCUUUAGAAAAAGCAAUGCCUCUCUUGCAUCACUCCCCAGUGUUUUGACAGACUGGCAGAAGAUGUAAGCUGUUCUGUAGCUCAGCUUUCUCUCGUGUUGCUGAGAGCAGCAUGGCCUAGAUCACAUCGGUGUGCUGUGAUGCCAGAGGCUGUUACCUUGUGAAUGGGGGUCUGUGUUUUCUCAAUGAGUGUAUCUGCUGGUUGAUCUGUGUAUCUAUUAUUGGCAUCUCUUUCAAAAUGACUGUUCAGUUUACUCUUUUCAAGCCCAUUACAGAUUAUCUUAUGCUUUUUAUGUGGAACUGGCAAAUUAAUGCUAUCUAAAUGCUUUAAGGCGGUAUCUGGGCUUGCAAGGUUUUUAUCCAAUUAGUAUCAUUGGCAGAUAUUCAGGCAAUGAUGGAGUGUUACAUCUAGUUGCUGGGCAAGGAAGUAGUUUUCAUUUUUAUGUUUUUGUUUUCCUAUGAAGAUGUAGCAUGACAUUAAUUUAUUUAUGGAAUAAUUAUAUAUAUCAUGCACCAAACGUAAAUGUUCUCUGGUGAAGGCAAUAUUGGCCCACCUUGAAGACUAGUACAAGCUUGCCUAGGGUAAAUGGGGAUAUGUGUGUUCCCCCUCAAGUGGGGUUUGGCUGCUGUCACAUAGCAGCUGUUGGAGCUGUGUAUAUGUGUGUGCACAUUUUUUGUCUGUGAGUGCAUGUGUAUGUACAUGAAGGCAAACAGAUGUGUCAUGAUUCGAAUUCACACCCUUUGAAAUUCCAGCCUUGUGACGACAUGAACAAAGUUCUUCCCAGUUCAUUCUGAUUAUUUUAAUUAUUCUGGCCAUCAGUUAUUAAGCAUAUUACAGAGCCUCUAUCAAGGAGGCAAAAAAAAGACAGGGCGCUGAUCCUGCUGCCUUCCAGGGAGAGUUUUUUGCCUGAUGCUGUGGCUCACACACAUGACAUCCCUGACAGUAGGUUAGCCAGCAAGGCUGGUUUAUGCUGCCCUCCGGGGAAUUCAUUCCUGAUGGGAACAACUCAGGCCUUUAUCAUGACCAACAUCAUGUGCUCCUGCCAGACCACUGCUGUAACCCAUUGGUAUAAAUAGUACUGAAGAGCCACCACUGAAAUGGCAUGUGCUCCGAAACAAUUUGUCUAGUGAAUACAUGUUGUCUUUUAGUCUGUUGACAUAGCGGUAAUGCUUAUUCUUCUUUUUUGUUAUUAUUUCCUUAUAAUCACAGAGCCACGUGAAGCAGUAUUGCUAACUCUACAGUUGUUCAUGAACACAGUUCACAUUUGAAAGUACAUAAAUAAUUGUUUUACAUGUCAUGGAUGACAGAUUGCUUGUUCCAAGCUUGGUUGCAUCCUUUCAGUGCAGUUUUUUAUAGGCUAUUCUGAAGGUUUGAAAAAAUAGCUGAAGUCUUCAGAGACACAUUGAACAGAGCUCACAAAAGCAUAAUGCUGCCUUAUCAGUGUGUGACCCUUUUAAAGUUGGACAAUUUCUCAUUUCAGGGUUGACCUCUUGAUUAAAAAAUAUGGCUGCCAUAAAUACUUAAUUGAACACAGAUGUCAUAGAACAUCUUUCUGUAUGAGUCAAGCAUUUUUAAUAUUGGCCUUGUGAAGGAGACCAAUUUGUUCAAAAAGUCAGAGGUUUGAAGGUUAAGUGACAAUAGUGUAACAUAAUCUUUGUCUGUAUCUGGUGUGUUUGCGGUAUGUAAAAAUCCUCAGCACCUUUUCUAUUGUCUUUUAUUUGGCGACUUGCAGUUCUGAUGAUUCACCAGUGUGCUCUUAACCUUCUGUUUGUGCUGCAGGAAACUGCUGUGUGUGAGUGUUCCGACUAAACGCCUAAAAUGUAAAUGAGGUAGAUAGCUGGUAAUGUAUUCCCAUGGAUGGCACAGUAUCCUCCAAAAACAUGACAUCCUUUGGUACAAGCUUUGUUUCCCUAACUGUAGCUGCUUAAAUCCAGCAAGAUCACUACACAGGCCUCAGCAGUUUAACAAAAAGGCAUAUUGUUUUGAAUACAAACUGUUGUGCCUCCAUCAUAACUGGUGAUGUUGGGCCAAUGGUUUUUAAGUAAUCCUUUCUUGGUUAAGGUGGAGUAAGGAAUGGCAUACUGAUGAAUUGAGACUAUGUUGGGAUCCAUUGAACGGUUUGCGGUUGGCCUAAGUUAGCCUUAGGCACAAACUGACAGCUACGUUUCUGUCAUUCUGCCCCAGGGCAGCUGUGACUACUUCGGUAGUUUACCACCACCAAGGUGUGACUGUGUGAGCAAAUGAAUGAUGUAUCCAAUGUAAAGCGCUUUGAGGGUCUCUGAUAAAGUGCUAUAAAAUCUGAUGCAUUAUUAUUAUUAUUAUAGUUAUUUACUCCUAGCCCUCGAGUUUUUUGUUUAGUGCCAGCCCCACAGUGUUUGUCCAUUGACAGUAGCAGGAAGGGAUGGACAAUAGGGUGCCUCUGUGAGUGAAAUGAGUGGGGCAUUUUGUGGAGACAUAGGUGGUCAGACAAAUGAGUUCAGGGAGUAGUGAUAGAAAAAAAGAUUAAAUGUGUUUUUUACAAAACAGACAUCAGGGAUAAAGCAGAGGAUGUAUGAAAAAUUGUUCAAGGCAGGGGAGCAGCUGAGGGUCUAUUCAGGAAGAAAAUACAAACAUCUGAGCUUGCUGACUCUUACAAGAACAGAAAAUGUUGACGGAAGAUGACGUGUCACCUGCCUGGACAUAAAACAGACUUUGUCAGUGCACACAGCUUUUAUUCAUUCUUGACAGUGCAGGUUUUUAUAGCAGAUGAAUGAGAAACUCCAGCUGACUGAAUUUAUCAAAUACUUGUAAAGACUUACCUCUGCUUUGCUGUAAUCUGUUUAGGGGAGUUUUUACUUCUUCCUGGAAAGUGUAAGUCAGUAUUGUCAAAAUCCUGUCUAGGUGUGUUGUGUUGAUUAUUUAUAUUCAAUGGUAUUUUCAAAGCAGUCCUGAAAAGACUCAUAACAUAAACAGUAGCCACUUACAGCAAGUGUUUCCUUGUCAUUGCAGCAGGCUUCUUGCACAAUUAUGAGCAAAUCUACCCUGUUCGGGUGAAACUGGUUAUCCUGUUGAUGCUUGCCAGUGUAACAUUACCCUGAAAUAAAAAUAGACGUCUAAAGUGUCUUUGUAGUAGCAUGUCUUGGAUUGAUGGGUGCUUCCAUACCAACAUCUGUCCUAGAGAUGUUCAAAGUGACUAAUUUCAUAGUUGUUUAGAUGGAAAUUUGAACAGUCUUUUUGAAAAAUAAUAAAACUGCUCGCAAACAAACAACUUAUUGUGUCUAGUUUAUUUAACAUGACUAGACACAGAGUUUGUGGGUAAAAGGUAUUGCUGAGUGUGGCAAUCUUAAUCACCUUCAGCUCUCCCUGCAGGUUAAUAUCCUUGCAUUAACCUGCAGGGAUAUUUUAACAACACUGACAUAUAUCUGAAGGCAUACUCUGACUAAGUCUCCAGUGUAAGGCUAUCUUGCAUUCAGUAUUCUCCCUCUACGUCUAAAAAUUCUCAUGAACUCCAUGAAGUGCAAGACCAUAAUUGAAUAAGAAUGAACAAGAAAUUGCAACGGUUGGUAAAAAGUGCAGAAUAUUUGAAAUAAAGCUAUUUACAGAGUGUUUAAGACAGAAGAGUAGAGAAGUAGGAAGUGUUUUCAAAACCAGUUUGCAGCUUAGGAUAUCGCAGAGUAUUAUACAGUUUAACAAAGUAUUACACAGUUCAAUGGAAUAUUGCACAGUGUAGUUUAAAAAUAUACACUUCAUAUCUUAUUUUUGUCUUGCAAAAGUCUUGCAUUAUCAUAGCAGGAGAAUUUGAGAAAAUUUUCAAACAAAUACAGGACAGGUUGAGUAGUUAACCCAGAAAUUUUAACACAAAUAUAGAUUGUUCUCACUGCCUUAAGUACACUUAAGAGAAAGUACAUGACAUGAUUUCUUCUGUUCUCUGAACUUUACAUCAACGUAAUUAUUUCAAUGUAUUUGUUCCGAUUUUUGGAGUAUUCUUCUUUGAAACCAGUGUGUCUACUUGUGUCCGCCUUCAUCUGCACGACAGAACCAAGAACAAGUACAUACACUGUAGUUAUAUAUAAGCAUCAACACUGUGCCAAGUGUGUGUAUGAUGACAUAUUUAUCUCCUGCCAUUGUGUACAGUGAUAUGUGCACAAUUCAGAGAGUAAGCUGACCACAUUGUGUAAAUGUUGCAUAUAUGCUCGCUGUUGAGCCUGUGGUGACUGUUUCUCAGAGCAUGAUCACUCACACAGCAGCACGGUGUAAUUCUGCCUCUCUGACCUCUUUUUGUCUCCUCCCUGACUGUAUGACCACCACCUCAUUAUUGUUCUCCCCUUACUUUGUUUCUCUCAUCCCCACUCUCCCUCUCUGUGCGUCUCUUUACCCCCUGCUGUUCAGCAUGCCUCUCUUUCUUCUACCUACCUACCUCUUCAACUGUGAUAUUUUUUCUGCUUUGAAAUCUUUUUAUCCCAAUUCUUUUUAGAAAUGGACAUUACAGCCCCCCAAUGGCUGGUAAUUACUCAAACAAGCAAAGCUGACACUGCUGUAGUAUUAUUCUGUCAUGUGUGCAUUUACUUUUAUAAGUGCAAUUUAAAGAAACACAGCACAUGCACAAAUGCCUGUCACUGGCUGACAACAUGUAUGUUGCUCAAAGUGUGUGUGUGUAUGUUGCAGGUCACUGCGCAGUGUUAUGCAACAGGUGACCUGAUUAGCGGGCUGCAGUGUGUGUCCAGUGAGCUUUUUGCCUGCAGCCAAAUCUAAUACUGCCUAGCAUCCCUACAGAGACCUGUCAGGUAGGCUGACUGACAGCACUUAGUGGAAAAGCCCUCAGACAGCUCAUGCUACUCAGUCUGGCUCUCUAGCUGCUUUUUUAAUACAGUGUGUCUCUGUCUCUGUCCUGACUUAUCUUGUUUUUUGCUCAUGCUGCCUUUUAUUCCCCUCAGAUUUUCCCUCCCUGUGUCUUAAAAGCAGCCAUUUUGGCCUCUAUUUAACAAAAUAAUGUUUGAGUGUUUUCCUGCACCUGUUGAUCACCCUCUCUUCUAAUCAGCUUUAUUUGUCUUUCUGUAUUUGCGUCAUUUAUUUGAAAGGUAGUCUGCUGGUUACUCUGUUCUCCUGCCUACUUGUUUGCCGUCAUCCUUCUUUGCCUUUCUUAUCUUUUUCUUGUUUCUUGUCUCGUUCUCUGAAUCUCUCUGUCGCCUUAUCUCUUCAAAUCUGUGUACCUGUUUCUCCACCUCCUCUUUUGUCCUUGCCUCCUUCUGUUGAAUGUUUUUACAUCUAUUUCUUCUUUGCAGCAUGUUUCUUUGUGUGCCAUCUUGGGGGGAAGGAGUCAUAUUUUAGAAAAUAUUGAAACUGUGGAGUUUAGUUAGCAGAGAUGGAGCAAAAACAGCUCGAAAGGGUACAUCACAGCAUUUGAUUUGUCAUUUCAUAGGCCACAGUUCAAGUGAAAAAGACCUUUGAAUCCUGCAAAUGCUGCAAAGGAAGUCUGUGUCAUGCUGUAGCUGUCUAUCUCCUCUUUGCAUAAGGUAGCAUGUCUAGGCAUCUGCCUAGACAUUUUAGCUGUUGCUUAUGGACAAAAAAAAAACAAAGCAGUAUGUUUGUUUUCAUGUGGAGUUUAAUUUAGUGCCCAUGUGGCAGACUGUGGUUCUGUUCAAGAGCAUAAAGAUGUAACCAUGAAGAAGUCAGGCACAUUAAUGUUUAUUAAUGCCUGAGCCAAUAAAAGACCAAUUCAAAAAAACAACACAAAAACACAUAGGGAAGAAAAACCCAUCAUCAGAAAGUGGACAGAUUAAGCUGUGUGGGAGCAAGCUGUUUCUCAAACUAACUGAUAAACAGAAUUUGAACUUUGGUACUUCCUCAUUCUCUGUCCACAUGCCAUCUUUAGUGGCACUGAACAAAAAUGAGGAAAUGGGGGGUGGAUGCCAGACAUCUAACAAGUGGCUAUACAUCCCGUCCCCUGCUCUGCUAAUCCUCUCUGGGAGUCAUGCAGCCUCUUUUCUGCUCUGCAACUCUCUAUGAUUCCCCAAGUCUGCUAUCAUAAACCCCAUAAAGGUCGCAAUGACUGUCCCGAAACUUUUUAAAGUCAUAACCAUAACCCAGAGCGAAUAUGUUAAUUGAAGCUUCAUCUCAUCUCUCGUUUUGUAAAUAUUGCCAGUUUGAAAAAUGUGGACACAACACAAAGCAACAUGCACCAAAUAUAUUGGCAAAGUAAUGAACAGUAUCUAUAAUUGUUACAAAUGAUUAGUGUUACUGUCCAAAAAUGCCCUUUACCCCCUAGCUUAUAUUUUAAAACUGUGGACACAUUUUUGAUUUUUGAAAAUAGUAUCCUAACUCUGUUGAUAAUUUCAUGUUCAUUUCGGGGGGGAGAUAGGAUGGAAGAAAAAAAAGAACCACAAACACACCACUGGCCAGAUGCUGACUGUAAACCCAGCCCAGGGUUUAAAUGAUGCUGUAACAGUCCUAGUGCUGGAAUGAAUGCCUGAGUGUUGAUGCUUUCUUGGAGAGAAGUGGGAGUACAAAAAAGAGGGAGACAGAAGAAAGGGGACAGGAAUAGAGUUGGAGUGGGACAUAUAAAGAGAACUAGGAAACACAUGGAAAGAAAUAAAACAAACAAACAAACAAAAAAAAAACAUAAAGAGGAGGAGGAUUAGGAGGCCUGAGAGUGAAAUUAUAGAGAAUGAGGGAAUCAGUGCUGAAGCUAUCAGUGUUGUGACAAGCUCUACAUUUCCAGAGGGUUGCAACAGUGACUUAAGAAGAUUCAGUGAAGUACUUUAAAAGAAUAAUAAUUGUAACAUUUCUGUGCACUCAGGGCAUUUUUGCAAGACAUGUUAUUUUACAAGUUCCCAUGUGCAUCUGCCACAACCAUAAUACACUUCCUACCUUACCUACUUAAAUUGAACUAAAGAAGAAGAAGAAACUUUAUUGUAAUUGUACAGGAAUACAGCAAAAUUUCGUUUGGCAGCAUCUCUCUUUUCAAGCAGCUACAUAGCACAUUUAUUCAAAUGUGUUUAAAAAGAAGAGGAAAAAAGCGGUGAAAAAGGAGUAUUCUAUUUGAAGGUUCAUAUUUUUUGUCCCUGGGGCAGUUUGUUUGCAGUGAAAACAGAGUCGACCCUAGCAGCCGGGAUAGGAACUGUUUGAUCCAUUGCACCAGUCGUCGUAUGCUAGUAGUGUUAGAUGCAGUAAUAUGGCCAUUUGACAAUUUCAACUGGUAAUUCUCACAAUGAGAGUGAUAGGCUAAAGUUCCUCACUGUAUUCAUCCAAGUCAAUAUCAGCAAAAGAGCAGGCUGCUGGUGUAGGAACAUCACAGGACACAACAACAUUUACUGGUUCAACAACUGGCCUGCCUUGGUCCUCCUUAGGUCAGCCAUGUUUUAACUUGAUCUGUUUAUUCAAUAUUUGUGCAUACAUACUGUAUAUGUAUAUUUAUCAAGAAAAUGAAGCCAGCGGGAGUCUUUCUGCAUAAUUGUGAACCACGAUGGCAGCAUAGAGUUGGAAACUGGGUGCUGGAACGGAGCUUGGGAUGUUUUGUAAUGUAAUGUGGAGGUGGCCUUAUUCAUCAAGUUAUGCUAACAGGCCUGAAUAUGAAUGAAGCUGCUCUUUAAGAAACCCAUUUACACUGUUUAUAAAUAGGACUGUUAGAGCAAGAUCAAUGGCUGGAUUAUCGCAAGCAAUGCAAAUAGGGAUCGAUUGGAUUAUACAGAAACGAUCAGCCUAUACGCCGUUUUAUCAGGUCGACUGAUCUUUCUCAAUUUAACAGCAGUUGAUUAUUACCCAACAUGAUGGCUGUAAGAGAAGAUAGACUUCACCCCCAAGGUUGUUGUUUGUGUUUCCUAAGCUAACACUGUGAGCCUAGAGAAAACUACCCUAGGUUUUGAGACUGGUUGGUUACCUGGUAUUCCUUCUCUAUCAUUUUAUUCCACUCAGUCAUACAAGACUGCCUGUAACAGGUCACAGUAGCACAUUAAUUUUGUCUUCCUUUGUGGAGUUGCUUGCCUAGGUCUUGAGCAUGGUCAGAGUGACAAAACGACAAAACAAAACGACUUUUCUUUUUCUCUGUUGUGCUCCUGCACUUUCCUGGUUCCCCCCUUACAAAUUCAGGCAUGUUCAGAUCUCCACCUUUUCAGCCCACUAACCACCACCUCCUUUGUUUUUUCAUCUUUCAGUCAAUCUAUCAUUGCAUGCCAGUCGUCACCGUGUCAUGCUGUAUCCUCUGAACCUACUUCCUCGCUUUCCCAAUCUCCCCGUCUCCCUCUCUCUGCAUGUGCUGGUGUAAGUGUACAGGCUCAAUCUCAUUAGACCAGAAGGCUUAGUGAGAGGAGGGGUUAUAAGGGCGGUUUAGCACAACCGUUAUUGGCACGGUAAGAAAGACUUAACAAUGGGGUGAAGUGUAGGGAAGGAGGGAAAACAUGAAUGGGAUGAGACUGAAAGGAAGAGGAGCUUGUGGGUUAGAGCCAACGUUUAAUACCAGGCAAAUGCUUUUAAUUUUUGACUUUGCCUUCAGGGUUUGUUUCCCCUUUCAUCUGCUUUGGCAGACAGUAUCUAGAUAUUGUUCAGAGGUAUUCCAAAAAAUAUGUUAUGACUACACAGAAGUGAAAAGUGUCUGUUGAUCCCUCUUAACCUUCUGGGGUACCUGCCAACUGAUUCCAACAAGAGAAAGAGAGACAUGCAAGCAGACAGAUGAGAGACAGGCUUCAGGUGGAGAGGUUGAAUGGAGGUUUGACAUACUACCCUGAGAAUCAAAUACCCAGAGAGUCUUUCAAUUUGGUUGCCUGUGUCCCAUGAGAGUCCACAGCAAACCUGAACACACAUUAGAUUUAGGUAUGUGUGGUGAGAAAUGUGAUUGAAUUUGAAAGAAGCUCUUGAAUAUGGAGACACACGGCCUAGUGGACUAGAUAUGUAGUUGUCCUUUUCUGGUAUAGGUUAUCAUUCUGGAGAAAGGCUUGCUGGUGUCAACAUGGUUUUCUGUUGUGGAUCAAUAUUUUCUCCAAUGUAUUAUCAGGUAUUGCUACCAGUUUAAGAGGUGCCCUUAUAAUGUCAGAAAAAUCAGGAAAAUGUUGUUUAUGAUGAUCUUCCUGUGUUUUCUAAACCAAUAGAGUGAGCUAAAUCUAAAUCAUUGUCUUACUCUUUAACAAAAACACAAUCAGCCCUUUUCACAGCAAGGUUAGCUUGAGCUGCUGAAAAUUUUGCCAGUGCUACUUGUUCAGAAGAUGUAAACAGGAGCAGAAAUGUCCUCUGAGAAAAUCACAGUGAGACUGCAGGCUGAGUGCUGCUGGAUAAUGGCUGUUCCUCUUAAAAAAAGGGAAUCUGUGGUGGAACUUGAUGCAGAAGUCUGCAGAAGAAGAAGAACUUUAUUGAUUGCUAGAGGGGAAUUUAAUAGUGGAUUAGUAGUCAAGUUUUCACCAUCACAGAUAUUAAACAAUACAAAUUAGCAUGGUCACAACUACAGUAACCCUCCUGCUUCUUUCCCACUCACUAAAUACCUAAACAGGUAUGUUACUUUUCUGUUCUGUGCUGCUGUAGGAACACGGCUUUGCUUUCUCGGUUGCUUUUUGCAAUGACAGUUUUAUUUACCACUAUACGAUAAUGCAAAGGCAUCAUGUAUGCAAACAUACACACACUCGCGAGAACCUCCCCUCUCCUACAGCAAGACUUUGUGAUUUAUUCAUACUGUGCUCAACACCUUGUAAGUAAUCAUUGUUUAUGAAGACAUAAAUUGAAUCCCACUCUCCUAUCAAAAGUCUUUUAUCGCUUAGUCCUAUUUUGAAAUAUGAAUUCAACAAAAACAAGAGAAGAGAUUUGAAUUCGUCCCAAUCUGUGCAAAUGAGGAAAUUCUUCUCUAUUAUUCAUUUGAUUCAUUAAUUGCUCCUUUUGACCUGGCCUGUUUAAAUGAACCGUAGACCAGGGCAAUAAUAAAACUUCAAUAUUCACCUGAUGGAUUGUGGGAUGAAGAAAUGAGUUCCCCAGCCUCCAGCCAUGUAAGAGUUUUAAAAAAAAAGGGAUGGUGCUUGGUGUGCUGCCAAACUGGCCAUCAGAGCAGACAGAUGAACAGACAACAACCAGCAUGUGGCCCGUAGUUGUAUCACACUCUACUUUAGAGGCUAGUCUGACCAGUCAAAUGAGUGUGAUAGUCUGUAUGCAGUUUUAAAGUCUGCACCAUUUCUUUGAAUUCAUGUUGCAUUCACAGAAUUCGUCAGUGUACAUAAAGUAGAAAUGAAUGUAGAUGGAUAGAUAGAUGGAUCCUUGUUGCUUUGGCCCAAAAUGCUGUAUUUUUGGGUCCAAGUUGUUGAUCAAAUACAUGAAGUUCUUGUUCCACUGGAGGAUUUGUGACACUCUUGGGCCAUAAAUAGCAGAUAAACAGUCUUUUCCUCCAGCAACAUUUACUGCCGGUCAGUGAAAGAAAGCAACAUAACCUACUUUCUAAAAAGAUGAAUUUGGAGGGCAUUUUAAUACUUUGGAGAUUGUGGGUUUAACAUGGUGCCCUGGAUUGGCACAGCCAUGGUCACCGUAGCAACCACUGGCAUUGAAACUGCUUUCAGCCAAUCCCUGCUGUUCGUGACCAUGAUGGGCAGUGGCCUUGCUUAAUCAUGAUUCAGAUAAAGAAAGUCAGGGGUCGGGAGCAGUUCGCAGUCCUCCUCUCUUCAACAACAAUCUUUAUCAGUGUCGCUGCGUAGCCUUGAUAUGACACACUUUCAUAUCACUGCCUUUGUAUGGCAGUUCUGAUAAUGUGUGUUUGUGUAACUCUUUUAUUAUUUAUCUUCUUAAAGGCCAACUGUACUUUUCCAUCAGCCUGUAAAAACUGAAGUUUCCUGAAUGAAUGAUGAAAAUGAAAAGAGAGAGUGCAAAACCUCAUAACUUUUUAACCCUUGCUGCUUCAGUACAUUUAUUUUAUGUAUUACACACUUUUAUUUUCCACCAUAAGACGUGCAUUAAGUCUGACCUGCUUACCAGACUGACAUACACAUCAAACUAGGCCUGGACGAUAUAGAAAAAAAGCAUAUCGAUAAAAAAUAAAUCAUAUUGAUCGAUAUCGAUAAUUAUCGAUAUAAUUAUUAUAAUUAUUUAACAUAUAUUUUAAUUGCAGCCCUGGAUGUUUUUUGCUAUUGCUUAAUGACCUACUUUUAAUAAAGAACACACAAGCACUGAAUUCAAAUUCAAACCUUUAUUCAACCACCUUUUUUAUUUUACCACAACUGAAAGUUUUUUAAAAAAGAACUAAAAAAAAAAAAAAGAAAUCAACUUAAGUGGCCUGAGUGACGUCAGUAAAUACUGACAAACAUAAAGACUAAAGUGACCAGAAAAUCUGAUAAAUAAAUAUUUAAAUAGUCUUUUGAUGAAAAUAAACAAAACAAACAAAUAUAUAAAUAAACAGAAUAGCUUUAGGUGGGAAUAGCAUACUACCAGUUUUAACUGUGUGGGAAACUGCCCACAGCCUGGUGUCUGAACACUGAAAUAUUUCUCCCGGGGUCGGGAGAUUUAUUUUUUUUAAUUAUCAUGUGAUUGACUUAAUACACAAACUAAGCACGAGAAGCAGGACUUAUCCACGCCGGUGUUGUGUCAUAGAAUGCACCCCUGCCGAAUGCACCCCCUGCUAGUAGCCAUGAUCCAAAUACUCGCGUCUUUGUAAAAUAUGAGCUCAUUUUCUUCCACUUUAAGAAGCUAAUGAGUGGACGGGAUGCAGGGGUGCGUUUCCUCCGCACCCUUCUCACCUUUUCAACCCCUGACCCAUUUUCAUGCCUGAAGCGCUGUGUUUGAGAAAUACUUGCGGCCGGGCACUUCAUAUCGCGGGUCGAGAGUGGCUAGAAGCUGGUCGAAGCCAGGCUUUUCAACGGUAGUUAUUGGCAGUAUGUCCCUCGCUAUGGAGCAUGUUACUGCAUGGGUGAUGUCCUUAUGCCGCUUGGACGCUUUGUCGUAUUUUUGGAGAGAAACGAAGUCCAGUUUGGUCUGCUUCACUUGCUUUGUGCUGGUGCUGGCAGCGGCUCCAGAGGAUUCCUCCGACGACGACGACGUGGAGCCGCGGCGCGGCCGACACAGCUCGUACUCCUGCGGGUGCGACCGGUUUAGAUGGUAAAACAAGUUGGUUGUGUUACCAGACUUGGUUUUUACUAAUUCUCUGCAAAUUUUGCAAACGACCGCUGUUCGCUUUUUGACAGACUUCUAAAAACCAAAACAUUGCCAUGCUGGUGAACUACUGAAACCUUUUUUCGGGACAAUUUCCUCCGCUUCUCCUUGCUGUAUCAUUUUUUCUAAUACACGUGCUGUCUGUUGUGGUUUGAGAGGGGCUGGGCUUGGUGCCGUAGCGUACCUGGGUCUGCGUUUGUGAUUGGUUGGGAGGAAGUAAUGACUGUAGUAAAAGCUACAUGAUAGGCUAUGAUGAAAAAGAAAGGGAAACUGUGUUUUUCUAUCGAACUUUUUAUCGACCCGUUUUUUUUCUAUCGCACCACACGUCUAUCGAUCGAUAUAUAUUGUUAUCGAAUUAUCGUCCAGCACUACGUCAAACACUACUGUUUUAUCUUUGAAGCUGUGGUUAAAGUCACAUUUAAAGCCAGCUUACAAGUGUAUGCUCAUUUUAAUGACCCGACUCUAAACAGAAGCUGGAGAACGACAAGGUUUGGAGUUCUUUUGUGACUGUAAAUGGUCACAUAAGGGGGGACCACAUUGGUCUUGUUUAUGUUACACUCCGGCCAUUUGAUGAGAGCAUGUUGGGCUCUUUUACCCGCAGGCUGGCCACUAAUGUUAUUCUGCAGUUGGUGUUUUACCAGCGCACAGGACUCCGGCUGCAUAUUGUGCCAGAUUUGAGCGUUAAUGCCAUAUACAGUCUCCAGCCUGCACAUCUGUUACCUUUUUUUCAACCCUGGGAACCAAACUGAGGUUUUCAAAAGCAUAUUGCUGUAGUCCCAGCUGUUUAUAUCUGUGUCUUUGUAAUAAUUAAUCUCUCACAGCUUGGCUCUGCCACACACAGUAUUUACCACAUCCCAGGCUAUAAGGAUUAUACCCGUCCAUGUGAUGUCUCCAGGGACUCAUCUCUUGAACUGUGUGUCAGGACCCAAAAUUAGUCACAGGCCCAUCUCUCACGAGUUAUCCUAAUGGCUAAAGAAGCGAUAUGUUAUGAUGAAGAAAACAUGCUCCUGUAGCUGUAGAGAAAUUAUUUAUAGGGCUUGAGGCUGUGAACGUAGCAGAAACCUGGAGUAUCGAGUUCCAUAAAUGCAGCGCUGAUAAGGUUAGAAACAAAGCAUUCCUUUCACCCACAUUCUCCAGGUGACGUCUGUUCUGCUGGUUACAAGCUGUCACUGAUAACGUGUUGGACUUUGUCAUCACACUGCUACAUAAACUAUAUUCAUAAAGUAAUGUUUUUCAGAUAUGGCACACUCCUCUUUUGUUACUCAGAUUAAAUGUACAUAUCCUUCAGCAGAGGCUCACAUGUUUUUUGACGUAAGUACAAAGCGAUAGUGUUUGAUAAGAACUUAGCAGAUAAAUCCCUUCAUAACCGAUUAUUGCCCCCCAACCAAUGAAUCAACCACCCACAGUCUUUUAUUCACUGUGGGUCAGUCUCUUCUAUAGCCAUAGUCUAGUGCUGCAUCUGUUGAGCUCUACAGUAGUCCAGAACAAAUACCUAGAAAUUAGUUUAGACUUUCAAGUUUUGUCCCCAUUUACACACACAACACAUUACAGUUGUCCUUGACCACGAUUCUUUUUUUGAUGUAGUUUCAUUAUUUUAUGUCAGACAUAAAGUAAGCAGAUACUGUUUUUAGCUAGGAUGAAACAUCAAAACAACAUCAAACAACUGAACAUUCAACUCACAGUCUAAUUUUGACAUCACUGCAGUGAAUUUUCCCUUAGGGGAUAAAUGAAGUUCUGGUAUUUUACUGUGAGUCAGUUUUAUCAGAAGAUGAACUGCUGUAAUCUUUCCAUGCCUCUGGACGGGCAGUGAGGUCUGCAGUCAUCAGUGAACUUCGACUUUACUUGAUUCACUUUGAUAGCAGCCUGUUCUCAGUCAGGAAAUGGACUUUCCAAGGCAGGAAUUAAGCUAGUAAGUAACUAUUAAGGGAGUUAGAUGACCUUUGACUACUUGACCGCUACAGAGUCAAUUCAUCAAAGCAUUGCUUGCCACUGUGGCCUCUCUUGUUUGUCUGAUGUGUCCAUUAAAUGAAAAAUAUCACACUAAUGGUUAACAACUAUCCUUUUUAGCUUUUGUCACAGCAGCUGCCCUGUGUUUUUUUUCAUGGUAAAGCACAGCACUGAUAGCGUCAGGGUCAUCAGGGGAUUUCCACUGUUGCCAGAUAAGCACUUUCUCAUGGUAUUUUGAGGUCCUUGGCAAUAGUUAUAGUAAAUGGUAUAUGCUUUUGUGCACUGCUGUAAACAUGACAGAGUAGCCACUGCACUGAUAAUCUGUAGGUGGCAUGACCUGUGAAAUAUUUUUGUGAAUAUUAUGAUAGUUUCUUACCCUGAUUGGAUUAUUAAAACAGUUUUUUUUUUAUCUGCAAUGACAAAAGAAAGUUUACAGUGAACCCAGGCUAAACAGAAGAGAGUGCAGCUGUAAAAACACCUUCAUCCACAAUAUUACCUCUAUCUAUUGAUCGCAGAGCAAGCUUUAUUGUGUAGUGUCAAUAAAGCUUGAAAAAAAAAAGUAGAGCAGUGUCUGAAGCACCUUAACUUUUCAUGCUGAAGAGUUCAACAGUUUGCCAGCUCAGUACUUGUCACACACUCAUGUAGAAAUGCACUAUUGCACUAUUUGCUUUUUUAUGUGAUAAAUUUGUCUUUAAAAACAGAGAAGAGUUUGUUUCUGAUGCAUCAUUUUUAUCACUGACUGAAACAUUUUGGUAUGAUGAAAACUAUGAAAGCAAGAUAUGACUUUUUCUAGACAAUGCCUUUACUAAUAACAUCUCCUAAUGGCUUGUGCUGAUAAGACUGCUCUUAUUUAUACACUUUUUAUAUUUUAAACAAAUGUUUUUUGCACAGCUAAGGUGAAGAAACUACAACAUAGUGAGCAGAGAUGCACAAUUUGGAGUUUUCUUUGCUUACAGUUCUUAUUUAGAUUUUUGUGGACUCACAUAAAGACAAAGGACAGUUGUCCAAAUUCACCGGACUCCAAGUCCAUAUGUCUGUGGUAAAACACAUGCAGCUGACGUUGUGGGUUGGACUAUGAAUGCAUGUAAAGAUCACAUUGUACAGGGCAGGUAAGAAUAGGUCUGCAAAGUGGUGGCUACUCUGGAUUCUGUUCCAAAACAAUCCAAAGAGGACCUUACUUUGCUGUACAACAGUUACAGAGACUGCAUAACCACUGAGCAUCAACACAUCAGUCAAAAACUGUGAAGCAAGUUGUUCACAGCCAGCAAGGACCAGAAAAAUCGAAUUAAAUGAAGCAGUGCAGGUCCAUCUUAGUUUGCGAUUAGAAAUCUACCUUUCAGUGUGUUUAAGGGCUGGGUUAUCAAAAAAGUUAAGUUACUAUACAUCAUUCAAUCAGAAGAUUACUUUUAGUUUUUGGUACGUGACUAUCAUAUAUGGAUUAUCUCUUCUCUGAUCUAGACUUAUGAAAUGUCAGUGAUAAGCAAAACAGGCAUUAGCAAACCUGGUGAUACUUGGAAAGGGUUAAACCCAGUGCAGCUCCAUGCACGACAAGGCUACUUCCUUUUAAGGGCUUAAGUCCUCUGGAGAGAGGCAACAGAGAGGGGGAGAGAGUGGGAGAGAAAGAUAGAGGAAAGGGUGGGAUACUGGGAAAGGGAGUGAGUCAGAUCUGGGGAGAAUGUGUGUUUCAGAGAAAGAGAGACAGAGCAAGAGAAGAGGAGAAAGUUUUAGUGGGAGCGAAAUGGACAGAGUAAGAUCAUGUGAAAGGUAAAGAGAGUGAGAAGGGAAUUGCAUGGUGGGGAACAGGGACUAAAACAGAAGCAGUGCAGAGCGUGAGAAUAAUGGUGGGAGCUUGAUGUUGUUGAAGGGGGAUGGUUUUAAGCUGGGAGAGAUGAGAAAGAAAGAGAGAUUUCUUCAUUUCCAUCUGCAGACAUCUCUAUAGUUCAAAAUCGGCAGUAGCUGUCCACAGUUACCCUGUGUUAUAAAUUAAACAUUCAAAAAGUUCUCACCAACAUAAAUGACUUGAGUAGUUGUAAAACUGUCGGGUGUUCAUUUGUUUGGCUCACAUGUAUGUUCUCCUCAUGUUUGUACUCCAUAUAUCAUAUUUACUGGUCCAGUCAUUUGUACCUGCUUGUGUGCGACACAGCAGAAGGGUCCUAUUAACUUAAGUGACAGGAUGACGGGGAGUGCGAGGUAAAACCUAAUAACACUUGAGUCUGAUCUACUUCUUGACACGACCACUUCAUCCUGUUAGCCAAGUAUAACAGAAGAAGGUUUCCAUUCAGUGGACUAACCAUACUCUACUGUAAUAAGAAGGGGUGUCAAGAUUCUCCAAGUCGGUGUUUUUGAAUUUGACCCUGACUUUAGGGUCUUAGUUUUUGAUUUAGUUCUGAAGUAUGACAACCAAUGCUAUGCCCCUGUGUUCAGGAUUCUUCUGUAUUUGCCUCUUAAGACAGCCCUGAUUUAUGAUAUUUGGGUCUUUGGUUGAGUGUUUUGGUCUACACAUUAGGGAUGUAACAAUUACCAGCAAGAUGAUAAACCUGACGGUUAUUACUACCGUUUCAAAUUUUAAUUACCGUUAAAACCGUGUUUGGUUGCCGCACUCUGAAAAAGCUCACAAACUGUUCAGUGCUGAGAAGAGCAGCCGCACGCAGCAGUCCUUCAGACACAGGCUUGCCGCGCGCAUGCGCAUGGCGCAGUACGCAACUUGUAAACAUGGUGGAGGGCAGUUCUGUGGGCAAUCUGCCGACCGUGUUGCAGAGAUUUUUCCGCUGUCUAAGUAAACAAAUUCAGAAGUCUGGGCAUAUUUCGGCUUCCACAAAGGGUUGCGAUAGUUCCCAGGAAGCUUUUGUGCAUCCCAGCAACCAGCGUGCCGUCCUACAGGCUAUUCAGUGCCAGCAGGCAUAUCGUUUCCCCUCACAGAUCACUACUCAAACCAGGAAAGUAAAUAUGCUGACAUUUUCACAUUUUAAAUUUUAAGUAGUGAGCAAAGUCAGCAGCAGCACCUUAUGGUGGAGAAAAUGGACGAUUAGUGUGGUUCAUUUGAUUUGUUUACAUAUUUUAUAUUAUUUCAAACACCUGCACUACACAUUUGUGUACAUUUGGUUGUAUUGUUUUAUAUAGUAGUGUUGCUCUGUUUUAUAUUUGUAAGAGUAGAUCUUUUUGAGCACUGAAGAUUCUUACAAUUUGCACAAUAAGGAAUGUCAUUUUAUUAAAAUUUUAUUUAUUUGUUAUGUUAAUGUUGACGCCACUGGCGCAUGUCUUUGUACUUUGUUAUUACUAGUACUAGUGUUGAUUACCUCUGGCUCUUGUAAGGCAUGUAUAAGUACUUUUUAAACAUUAUGAACAUAUUUCAACAAUUCCGUGAUAAUGUUGAUAACCGUGAUAAUUUUGGUCACAGUAAUCGUGAUUUUAAAUUUUCAUAUUGUUACAUCCCUACUACACAUAUACACCACCUUCUGAUCAAGACUUGCUCAGCUGUUCAGCUACUCAAGUUUCACAGCCUGUAUUUUUAUUUGAUGUAUUCUGUUUGUUUUUCAAGUGUUGGUGGAUGCUCUCUGAAAUCUCUAUACUUAAACCACUUUAUUACCAUGUGUCAUGUCUUCACUGAGAUGAUAGGUCAUCUAUUUUCCCAGCUGACUCUCAUAUGAUACAAACAGCUCCAGGCGCGACACCAACAGUACAAGCGACACACUACCUCUCUGUUAUGAUUAAGUACGAUUCCACCACAGCAGGAGACCCUAUAGAAGUUAUACAAAAUGCUGUUCUGAUAUCUGAGUGUUUGCUCAAUCAAUGAUUGGUACAGCCUAAGUUUGCUGUAGGCAAUAAUUGAAGUGGAUUACACUUGUUAUUUGGUGCUGGUGUGACGCACCCCAGUAUUUGACAUGAUAUGUUGACCAGUGGGUGAAGACACGCAGUUGUAACUGGUGGGACAUGGUAGUUGCAGCCAUGCUUGUUUGGCUAAAAAAUUAGUGUCAGAAACAGGGGCAAGGCAUGUAUAGGCCACAGUGUACUGUUUUUAGUGUGAGUUCCCCAAUUAUCAAAAUCUGAUUCCUCUAAGCCAGGAUAUGAUGUUGAUGUCCACAGACAGAAAAACAGGAGACCUAAAAAUCCAAUCAGAACCAUAAUAAUCAUGUUAAACGUAUUGCAUGUUGCUUGUUUUUUUGUUUUGUUUUUAGAAUUUAAACAUAUUAUAUUGCACAUAAAAUCUUUUUGAAGACCAUCAAAUCUGUCUAAAAAAAAACAACAUUAAGCAUGCUUUUACAGUGCAUCCGGAAAUUAUUCCUACCACUUCACUUUUUCCACAUUUUGCUAUGUUACAGCCUUAUUCCAAAAUGGAUUAAUUUCCUUUUUUUCCCUCAAAAAUUCUACACAAAAUACCCCAUAAUGACAAAGCGAAAAACUUUUUUUAGAACAUUCUGCAAAUGUAUUAAAAAUAAGACACUCAGAUGUUGCAUAUACAUAAGUAUUCACACCCUUUGCUAUAAAACUCAAAAUUGAGCUUAGAUGCAUCCUGAUUCCACUGAUCAGUGUUCCUCCAACUUGAUUGCAGUCCACCUGUGGCAAAAUUAGCUGAUUGGACAUGAUUUGGAAAGCCACACCUGUCUAUAUAAGAUCCCACAGCUGACAGAGCACGUCAGAGCACAAACCAAGCCAUGAAGUCGAAAGAAUUGUCUGCAGACCUCCGAAACAGGGUUGUAUCGGCGCACAGAUGUGGGGAAGGUUACAGAAAAAUAUCUGUUGCAUUGAAGAUCCCAAAAAGCACAGUGGUCUCCAUCAUUAAGAAAUGGAAGGCGUUUGGAACCACCAGGACUCUUCCUAGAGCUGGCCGCCUAGCCAAAAAGGGCAAGCGGGGGAGAAGGGCCUUGGUCAGGGAGGUGACCAAGAACCUGAUGGUCACUCUGACAGAGCUCCAGUGUUCCUCUGAGGAGAUGGGAGAACCCUACAGAAGGACCACCAUACUUAUGUAUGCAACAUUUGAGUGUUCUUAUUUUUAAUAAAUUUGCAAAAUUUUCUAAAAAAAAGUUUUUCGCUUUGUCAUUAUGGGGUAUUUUGUGUAGAAUUUUUGAGGGAAAAAGGGAAUUUAAUACAUUUUGGAUAACAAAAUGUGGAAAAAGUGAAGUGGUAUGAAUACUUUACGGAUGCACUGUAUGUUAUAUGUUUGCUGAAAUAAUAAACUUACAGAGAAAAGAGUCAGCCACAUAUACAUGAUGUGACUAUUUCCACUCAUUAUUUCACUUAUUGGUUGCUGGCUGCGAAGUAUACGCUCUUCUCCAAUAAAUGUAUAUUUUAAUUAAAAAAGCCAGUAUCAGUGAUGGUCUGUGAUAAUUACUGCAUACAUGUGCCAAUAUUUUCUCAUUUUUUUCUGUCUUUUAUUUAUUGCACAGUCAGCCUCUGUUUCAUACAGAAGGAGAGAUGCUGCCAGAAAAUGAUUUUUUUUUGUCGCACAUUUUGAAGGUAUUGUUCAGAAGGGAUUUCUAUGUAUACGUAGGUGUGAACUGCAGUAGAUCUGCUUUAUUAGGUCUGCUUUCCAGCUUGCCAUUUGUCGUGUGCCUUCAACCUUGUGUGUUUGUGUGUGUGUGUGUGUGUGUGUGUGUGUCUGUGUGUGUGUGUGUGUGUGUGUGUGUGUCUGUGUGUCUGUGUGUCUGUCUGUCUGUCUGUGUGUCUGUGUGUGAGUGUAUAAAGUAGCACAUGUAUCUUGUAUUUUAUAGAUGUGUCUGGUGCUGCCUGCCUCACUGUGUGCCCCAGCGCAUGAUUAAGCCACUGUGUGUCGGUGUGUGUGUCACAUCUUUGUGUGAGUGCAUGCCAGCAGAGGCUGACACUGACGUCUACCUCUGGAGGGAAGGCAACACGUGAGGGAAGCUCCCUGCUCCACAUCUGACCCUGCUGUUAUCAAUCAGACCUUGAGAGGAGGACAGACAGAGGGGGAGAAAUCAGCAGAGAGGAGGAGAGACACUGAGAGGAAAGGAGGAAGAAAGGCACAGAGAGCGAGUGGGUGGAUACAGGAAGAACAGAUGGCGGGGGCUGUUAAUUUUUUUUUAACUCGUCGAGGAAAAGAAAUGUUGGGAAAUGGGGAGAUACUGUAGGUGAGGGGGACUGGGGCUGAUGACAGAUGGAGGAAGAUACAUGUGACUGUCUUUUAUAGUUGAUUUUAUCAGCCUGUCUCUCUUGUUGCUUGUUAAGAUUAUUGUUAAACAUAACUAAGCAAAUGAAUGGUCAACAUGUUAAAUGGUCACUUAGUUCAGUUUUGAUCUAUUAGUCAGUGAGCCAGUUUGUGACGUUUUGAAGUCCUCUUCAUUGAAUGAUAACCACUCUCACGGGGCACACAAAAAAACAAGUGUCUGCAGACACUGCAGGCAGUCUUGUCAGCGUGGCUGCUGUGGUGAAAGGUGGUAAAAUGUUAACUUAGAGCCCUGUGCCGUCAUUUAAACUCUCAUGUACAAUGCCAGAAUUUUCUUAAAGGUAGGUAAAGAUGUAAAAAUAAGUUAAAUGGCUUGGCAGAAAUUCAAAAGUCCCUUGUGGCAAUAUUUUACGUAGCCAAUACGAAGGAAUGACAAAAAUAAAAACAUUCUCAUUUAAGUUCAGCAUUUUUGCUCACUAGUGAUUUCCAUGAAAUUGUUGUAUUUUAUCAAAUACAAAAAUAGCCCGUUGAUAUUGGUAUAACACAGUAUAUUGGCUAUUUGCUGACCUUUCCUCCAAACAAACAGAAUCAGUUGACUUCUUAUUAGCCCCAAGCUUUUAAAAAGGAAACUUGUUUGCUUUGAUGGCUGCUUGACAAGCUGAAAAAUCGGAUUAACACAAAAAAAAAGAAGAAAAAAAUAACAACUUAGAUUGUAGGUUUUGAGGCUUCAGAUACAAUACGUUUUUCAGUGUUUCUGAUAAAAAAAAUGAAAAUCUGCCAUUUAGGCAAAAAAAAAUUUAAGUGUAGUCAUCACCUGAAGCAAAGAGAGUGCCAUCACAGGCUUGUGUUUAUGAUACUUAUUUGAAUGAGUUGUCCACUACAAUUGUUGUUUGAACUGUGAAGCUGGGUAAAAAAAUCUUUGGUCAUGCAACAUUUAUUGUCCAUGCUAAGUGACGGACUGAAGUAACAGAUAACACCUGUCCUCCUGCCACUGCCUCCUUUCCUGGAAAAAAAUAAUCUUGAAAAAAUAAAUUAAAACUUCCAAAAGGCAUUUCAUGGCCACCCAAGAAGCUAAUCUGUUGGGUAGACUUGUCUUUUUUAGAGGCCAAAUCUGUCCAGAAUAGUACACUUUCUAUUACAAGAAGCAGAGAUGUAAGAGGGAAACCAGGAGGUGUGAGCAGCAACAGGUGGGCAGACAAAUAACAGACCUGUCCUGUCUUGUUUAUGUCUCUUAUUUCCCUCUCACUCUCCUGCUUGAAAGUCAGCCGUUCUUUCCACAGUUUAGGUAGGGGUUUAUUAAAUCUCUGCUAACUGCACAGCUUGUCCUGUCCUCAUGUAAUUUGUUUUUCUUUUUUGUCUCAUCCAUCUUGCCAGUGUAACCACUCUGUAGCCAUUUUGUUAAAGCAAAAGUGACACAGUAAAACAUUGAAAUUUCAAGUGUCAGAGGCAACCAUGUCCAUGCGCUGGUGUCCUCCUCUCCUUGACUAACUGGUUGAUGUAUCGAUGGGCCAAGCAGACAGACAGUUGCCCACUGAGAUUGGCUAUAAGAAAAAUCAAUGGAAAACACCAGGCAGGCAUGGAUGAAUUGCUCCCUUUUCCUCAUACUCACUCAGGGGGCUUUAUCCUUCUCUCUUUCUCUUGCCUUAGAGAUGAUCUCUCUCUCUCUAUCUCUCUCUAUCUCUCUCUUCCUUUUUGAUGAUUUUUCUACAUUUUUGAAGUAUCACCAGUUAUCACAUGCUAAAGCCGUCCUCUGAUCCUCUAAUCCUGUGGCUGGCUGUUUAUCCCUCUCUUUUUGUAUACAAACACAAUAAAUCUCUUGUCUGCUCUCUCGCCAUCAAGUUGUUCCUUUCUAUCUUUUUCCCCCAUAUCAGUGCACACGUAUAGCAUACCAGUAUUCAUCACAUUGUAUGCAUUGUAUUUGAAACCAUGUUGCUCCCCUCUCCCCUCUCACUGCUUCUUUUUGUUUUAUUUCUUUUUAUUUUAUUUUAUUUUUGUACAUUAUAAUAAAACUCCCUGUCACCCCAUUUGGUCUGCCUUCAUAUUUCUCCCCCUCUGGCUCUCACAUGGUCCUCCCCUUCCUUUUUCUCUCCCCCUCUAUGGCACUCCUCUCUCCAUCUGUUAAUGCUGUUAUGGCAGUGAGUGGGUGUAUGGGGAGGGAUGGAGAGAGAGAGAGAGAGAGAGAGAUGAGGGGAUCUGCCAUUUGCAUGGAAGGGAAAGAGGGAGGAUGGCAGCCCAGUGUGGGGGAGGAGGGAGGGCAGAAGGGGGUAGAGUUGUUAUGGUGAUGAGAUAGUCUUUGUGUUAGGUUGCUAUGGCAACUUCAGGCGUACACUUGAUACAGCCACCAUCACAAUCCCCCCGCCCCUUUGGCCACAUGACUGUAGGGAGAGCACUUCACACAUUGCACACUCAGACUUACACACCCACACGUGCACACACAAAAGCACGAGCACACACACUCUUUUUUUUAUCAUGUCCACCUGCCUUUGACAGACAAAACUGUGUGUAUGUGGCUGGUAAAGACAAUGCAUGAUUCAUUUUGAAAUUGGCUGAAACCACAGGACUGAAAACGUGCUGAUUGAGCCAUUUGAGUUUAAAUGCCUCCAAAAGUCGACUUGUAUAAAGAAAACACUCUCACUGCCAUUAUUCUAGUUUCUGACUUUUCUUUAUCUCACCACUAACAUAGAGCAAAUGUACUGAGGUGAAUCACUGGUUGUAUAAUGUGGUUUUAAUAGUUGGCAAGCUACAAGCUAUAAAGUUACCUGAACCUUGAAGCUAAACUCAGAAUAAGGUAGCACCAAAGAAUACCCCCACAACCAAAGUGAUCUUCCGCUGUGAUGUCUGAGCGAAACAAGCAUCAUUAAAAUGACUUAACGGUGUACAUGCAGAGAGAAUAUCAACAAGAAUGAAGCAGAAUGAUAGCAGUAAAAUAGGUGGCGUGUGUGUUAGUGUGCAUUUUUGUUGGUCUUUGUACCUCUUCGCUGCAGUACCUGCAGUGAUCUGACCUGUUCGUUAGUUUGACUUGGAUCAAAACAAAUCAAGUUAAGCACUGUGGAAUGUGUUCUCUUGGUAGGUGGCUGUAUUGUAGAUAAUAGAGUUUGUGAGAGGAGAGUGAUUGCACUGAAGGAAACAAAAAGUGGAAUGAGGGCAGAGUGAAACCAGGUCGCUGAAAGGAUAAUUGUUAUUUUCCAGGUGGUGUUAUCAUGAUUUCUGUGAUAGAAACUCUUUUAGAGGACUAUGGUGGUGUAUUUGUCUCUAACCUGUAAAAAAUUCCAAAAGCUCUAAGAUUUCUAAAUCCAUCUGAAAAACAUUGAAGCAGUUACUGUUGCCAGUUUUUUGCUUGGAUAGGUAAUGAAUCACACCGAGCAGCAUGUUGCCUUUCCUCAGGCAACUGUCUUCUUUUACAGGGAUAAAAGCAAAUGAGAGAGAGAAAGAGAAAGGCUUCCAUAAAAGAUGCCAAUACAGAUUCAGACUGGAGGUGUUGUGGCUCAUGGUUAAUACCUUGACCCUAAGGCCAGGGUUUCCCAAUGUUUUUAUUUUGUGACCCCCAAAAUAACAGUCUUAUGAGUGCCCCCCUCUGGAGGUGGUUUUACCAGUGAGCCAAUCCAAAAGUAGACCCUUGAACAAGUAAUAAAACAGCCAAACAAUCAAAUAAAUUAAAGUAAUUUAAGAAAGGCUAAAGGUAACCCUAAUAUUUCUACCGUACUACGAGUAGACAUACAAUGUUAAAUAAGCUGAUGUGCAGGAAUGCCUUUGUUCAUUUCACACUGGCCUUGAGCCUUAUUUAAUGUGGCCAAUUUGGAAAUGAGCCUCACUCUGUGCAUAUGAUGCAGUUUCCUGUGUGACUAUAAGCUGACCUGCUGCAACCAACACUGUUUAUCUGUUGUAAUCAUCUCAGGGGUCAUCUGUUGGGCCCUAGGAAAUCCAUUUUAUUUUUUUCCAAAUUUUAAUCUUUUAGAAUUCCAUUUUUUACCAUUUACUCUUACCAACCACCAUAGACUGUGUGCUUUUUGUGUCGGCGAAUAAAAUGUAAAUGUAAAUGUUAACGCAAUGCAGAACUAAAUUUAUAGAUUAAAUAUAUCAUUGCACAAUUUUGCCUAGUAUUUCAACAUGUUGAUCAGUUCAGGAGGAGGAGGGUGAGUGUUUGUGAGGAGAUGCAUUGGCGGUGCCACAAAUGGGCAGUCCCUUGAUCAGUUCCCUAGACAACUGUUCCUUCUCCUCACGAUGACAGCAUUUCAGUCACUUUGUCAAUUUCCGCGAUAUUCUGGGUUGAUCAGUAGAUCUCGUUUUUAUUGGCCAGUUCUGUGAUUCCGUUAACGCCAAAAUCAUAGGACCCUAUAUAUGACAAGCAAAAAUGCAGAGAGCCAAUGCCAGGUUUUUAUUUAUAUGGUUUACCUUGAACUGAAUUGAAAUUGAAUCGCUAAUAACUUAGUCAUAGGAUAUUGUAUUACUGAUGUUUGAACUCAUUCAUGAGGAUGCUAGUGACCCCAUGUUCUGUUGUUUUUUACUCCUGGCUGUUGAUGACAUAAGCAUGUUUCUUCAUUUUAAUGUAUUUUUUUCAGUCCAUUCAGGACUUUUUAGAAGUGUUCGUGUCGUAAUUCAUGGGAUCUGGGGUGACUCAAAGUAUUCCAAGUGUCUUUUAAUAUCCUUGUGAGUCAGGUCAUUUUGAAGCCAAAGACAGUUUUCCACAUUGUGGACAUUGUAAAGUUCAUUUAUGACAAAGUUUCCAGUAUCUCAGUCUACACUGAUUAAAUUGACAGAUAUUUCAUUUCCUCCAAUCUCUCCUCUCUUGCCGUCUGCAGCAAUUGCAGUAUGAUCAACUACUGCUUAACAUCUUCAAUUCCACUAUUACAUGCUUAUAGUCAGUCGUCACGGUUUCCUAUGCACAAACAAGCAGAAAAUGAAACGGCAAAGGAAAGUGUCUGUAUGUCUCGCAUAUUAAACGCAGUGUCGGCUACCGUUAAAUCACGGUUUUGUAGUGUAAUGCAGGCACUCCUAUGGUGGAUUGUCAACUCAUAGUGUAAACCAGGCUGCAGGUCAUGAGUGGGCCACCAUGGUCAUCAAUAGUCAGCUCUUUUAAAUCUAGUACCAAGAAUUUCUGUCAUGAGAAACAAAAACUGAAAGGUGUUUAAAUCAAGAUUUAUGGCAAGUGAAAAAGUUUGACAACAUUUUACUAGGGCUGGGUGAUAAAACAAUAACAACAUAUAUAUAUAUUAAAUUAAUUUCCCUCAAUAUCAAUAUAAAAUAUGGUCAAUAUCCUUUUCAAUUGUAGGCAUUCUGCCAUGUUUUGGUAGACUAUACGAGUAGCCAAUGAAAAGGGGAGUUGCUCGGGGUCCACUUCGCACUGAACCAAUCAUGAGCUGAGUUAGAAACAAGUAGCAAACAACUGUGUAGUAGCAGGCUGCAGCUACUACAACCAUAUCCAAAAUAAGUGCUACCCCUGGCAGAAAUGCAGAUGAAGGCUUAAUAGAUUAUGACAUUGUCGACAACACUGGCAUGAAAACGUUGGUGGUGUGGAGGUAUUUUGGUUUUUCGAGGUCAGACAUGAAGCAGAGUACAUGUUCUCACAAAGUCAGGGAAUAUCUCAAAUCUUUUUUACCACCCGAAGCAGCGCCACGCGGUAAAGCACGCACAAUGCAAAAGUUUACAAACCCAGAGUGGAGCAAGGAGCCCAUGGCGCCUGUGCAGCCGAAAUAGCCGACCAUUCAGUCCACUUUCUCUAGCGCAACGCCUUACAACAAAACAUCAAAGAGACACAUAGACCUCACAGAUGCAGUAGCUUAUUGUAUCGCAAAAGACAUGCUACCAAUAAGCACUGUUGAAUUUCAUUUUUUUAUGUUGUGAUAUAUCGAUAACGACUGAUAUGAAAAAAUAUACUGUGAUGAACUUUUUUCCCAUAUUGCCCAGCCCUAUAUUUUACCCAGUCAAAAGAGAGAGUGAGGAGAGUUCUGCAAGUAAAUAACCCAGAACAGGGAAAGACAAAUUGAGGUUCAGGUUUAUUUGGGAAAUUCACACCUAAGACUGGUUCACUGAUGACCGUUAGUCUGAAGGGAAGUGUUUGUAUUCACAUCUUUUGGUCUGCAUUUUUUCAACUAACCUAAACUAAAAAUGAUGCUCUGCUCUUCUUUGUUAAUAGUGUUGCUUCUCUUUAUGUGCUUGAUGAAAAGGGAAGUCAAAUGUUAUAAGGGUGCAGUACUCUGCAUUUUAUACAUUACAUUAUAUUAUAAAAAUAGGAUGCAAUCAGUCAGACCAUGUAGACAGCACACAGCUCAGCGCUUUAGCAUUGACUACAUCCAGUUGCAUGAUGGUAAAACUGAAUAGAAAUUACAGUGGAUUGCUCUUUUGAAAAAAAGUUGCAGUUUAUUUGUCAUUCAAACACGUUAACUGUCAUUGGUCAUUGAGAGUCUGGCAGGGACCUUCUGUUGUUGUUCCACACAUUACUUUGGCAUUGUUAAUCAUUGAUAUUAAAAUGGCAUAUUAGUGGUUUCAUUCUUGCAUAAUUAAAGACUUAAGUGUCAGCCAAUAAAAUCUGUAUUAGUUGUAUUUUGUUUUUGUGCCAGAGCAUUAGGGCCAGGAGCAUAAGCAAAAAUAGGGGAGCUUGUAAGAGGACUAUUUGCUUUUUGUCAUUUGUCAUUUUGUUACAGUCUUACAUACCAACUCCAAUGAAAGUAUUCCUGGUGCUUAGGAAUCAUUCCUGGUGGUUAGGAAGAUGAAGCAAGAGACUAGACCCAGAUCUAUAUGAGAAUAGGGCGGGAGUGGAGUAGUGAAGCCUUGGGAGUAGUAAAGGGAAUGAAGGUCUUUUCCUUUGGGACAGCUGAGGGGAUGAUGUUUACCAUAAAUAACAAAUAGAAGGACGCUAUAAAACCCAAGAAUAGUGUUGAACUCAGAGGAGAGUACAAAUAAUACUAAAACUGUAAUCUAUUCGUAGAAGGGGGGUUAAAAUUGAAACAGCAAAAAGAAAGUAGAGGUUAUUAUCUGCAUAAGAAGAAUCACUCUGAUAGAAUAAGUGGCAUAACAUCACAAGCCGCCGAGAAACAUUUAUGCCUGUUUUGACUACAUUUUCUCAGUCCACUGACUUGCAACGAAAGCCAGACAGCAAUACUUCAUUAUUGUCUGAAUAGUUGUAAGGCUAUCAGGAUAACCAGAAGGAUUUGCAAUAGCACUGCCACAAUAUUGGCUAUAACCUGCAGAGACUUGGAUUUGGUUCAAAGACAGACUCACAGUUCAAAGAGCUGAAACAGCAGCCUCUCGUUUUUUACUGUGUUUUGGCUAUGGCUGUCAGUGUUGUCUGCCAGUAUUUGCUGUCAGGUAUCCAAACAUAGCUUGGACAUAGCUUUGUAUACUAAAAACACUUAAGAAGUUGAAAGUGAAGAUCCACAAGUUUUACACUGAGACACAGCCAACCUGGCUGAUGCAUAAUUGGCAUCACAUGAUGCAUAGUACAAAUGCUCUGUACUUAAGGAGUAGAAACAUAGAAGCAUGUCAUACUGGUAGCAGUGUCAAUGUACUUACCAAAGACAUUAAACUGUAUAUGUUUUGUCAUACACACACACACAUCUGAAAUUGUAUCUCAUUGAUCUAAAUUUUCUUCAGAGUUAGUCAGUUUUUAUUUUUUUCAGUACAGUUACUUUAGUUUUUACAGCCUUCAUGAAACCUUGUGUCCACUAACUAGUACAAGCCAUGCUGCGCUACAAGAUGAUGCCAUCAUCAGUGCUUAUUUACACCGAGGUAAUACAGCAUUAAAACAUUGUGGCAGCAGUCAUUAACCUCACAAUUUGUUUGACCCUCAUUUAAAUCUGGUGCCAACCAUUGAGGGCAACCACAGUUAAACAUUAAGUUGACUAAACACUUGCAUUCCUGGUCCUAAUUAUUGUACCGGCCUUAGGAUUUACUGUGACCUGGAUGGAAAUCAUUAUAUGGGCCAUGAGUUGAUUUGCUCUUUGGCCUGUUUCAGUUUGUCACCUAUUUGGCAGAUGUCAUACUGGACAAUUUCAAAUCUAUUUCAACAGCAUUAAAGCCUUAUAAGUUGGUGUUUCAAAUGGCCCAGCAAGUCUCCAUGUGUAGUGUACAGCAUGUGAGAGGUAACGUGCUUUUAAAUGGAGAUGAAAUGUUAAAGUGAGUCUUUGUGCAUUUGUCCUAUAUGCUUAAGAAAAGGAGAACUGUUCAACAUAGUUAAAUAAGGCUUCCAGUUCAUUCCCCGAAACAGAGAAAAAGUGUUCUUGCAGAUGCCACAAUCAUCAGCCGUAGCUGAGAACAUCCUGCUGCUGUUGAGUGAUAGCAAGUGUGAUCUCCACAGAGAGAAGAGUGUUAAACUCUGUUCAUAUCCCCAGGUGACUGGGGAAAGUGGUGUGCACAUGUGAGUUUCCCCCAGGCUCCCAUCUUCACAGUCUAGAUCUAAUGGGCUCUGGCAGGAUGGUAAUAAGGUAGCAAUGGACACACAGGCCACGUGUGUGUGUGUGUGUGUGUGUGUGUGUGUGUGUGUGUGUGUGUGUGUGGUUGUGUGGUAGCAGUGUGCCAUGCCCAUGCUGACUGGUAACAGCACAAUGUUAGGAAGCAGGUGUUUAGGACCCUGACCUCACCUUCUGUGUGUAAAUUAGCACUCUGCUACACACAUGGUCACAAUGCCCCGGUAGAGACACACAGAUGCUGUUCAAUGCCAAAGUCCACACACACUGAUUGUAGCUUCACACUUACGCACUAACAAACACAGAUUGCACGGGUAUGCUUGUGAUCUUUUACAUUCAAACACACAUAUACAGCUAUUACUGUAGGAUUUCUAAUUUUUUUCUCUAAUCGUCUGCCUGAUGCAUCUGUAUUUCACAGUGUCCUUUCAGGCGGUCUUUUCUCUGAUAAAUGUUGUCUAGUGUCAAGUGGAUGGCACUGAAAUCCUGAACAGAAAUUAAACUUGAUUACAGUUUCUGUUUAGAUACAUCCAGGAAGCAUCCUCUGCUGUGUACAGGAUGUUUUUCCUGUGUUUGCUAAGUUUGAGCUGUCUUCUCUUUUUUCAUCUAGUAAAAGGGUGGUGGAUGAUGAACAGAGUGUAUUGCUACAGAGCUCUUGCGGACAUUAACACAAUUGCAUUUUAUUUAUUACUUUAAAAUCCUUUCUAACGUGUUUACGAUUCUUGUUAACAUAAUGUACUUUCUACUGUAAGCUACACUUAGAAAUCCUAAAAAAAACCUGUGUGGCCAAACACCACAGACAUUAAAUUGUAGGGCUGCUCAAUUAUGGCAAAAAUUAUUAUCACAAUUAUUUUGAUUGAUACAUCUUUAAACGUGAUUACCCAUAACUCGAUAUUUGCAUCACAAGCAUUUACACAACUGAAAACCUCUGCAGCUGAAAGGGACCAUGCGUCAGUUCUUCUCUUCACUUUCAGCCUUAAAUGGAAAAAUUCCCAUGUAGUCAAUUUUGUGUUGUAACAAAUUGAAUGAUUUGAGAUCUUUUACCACUUAGAUUUCAGCAUUAGCUAAGGAGGUGGAGCAGUCCAAUAACUGGAAAGUUGGCGGUUCCUUGGGCAAAACACUUAACCCACCUUGCUCCCAGUGUGUGUCCUCCACUGGUGUAUGAUUGUGAGCGUUGUAUGGUGGUGGUCGAAGAGGCCAUUGACACAAACUGGCAGCCACGUUUCCGUCAGUCUGCCUCAGGGCAGCUGUGACUACGAAGGUAGUUUACCACUACCAGGCUGUGACUGUGUGAGCGAAUGAAUGAUGUAUCCAAUAGUGGUGCAACGGAUCACAAAACUCACGGAUCGGAUCGUUCCUCGGAUCAAGAGUCACGGAUCGGAUCAUUUUUCGGAUCAGCAAAAAGAAAAAAAAACAAGACAAAUAAAAUAUAUAAAAGUAGUGCACAGGGCAUAAUAUCUUCUUUUUAACAUAAUUAUUAAUGAAAAACAACUUAAAGUACAAUAUACAGGCAUAUCUCCUUCCUUUAAAAUGUAACAAUGAACCAAAAAUGAAGUGUGUGCGCGAUGGGAUGUCGUAACGUGGCUCAAGCACUUUCAGCAUGUUUUUAAAGCCCUCGUUUGCACAACUGAAUAUGGCCUCAUGUCUGCAGCUAUAAACACACCGAUAGAGUUUGUGAAAGCUUUAGCCUGGUCGGAUUGCGCAGGAAGAGGCUGCUUAAAUGCUGCGGUGAUGAGCGGUUGUUGGGCAGCUUUCGUUUUAUCUCAGGUGUUAUGCCAAAGAAUGCACCCCUGCCGUAUAGUGCACCCCCUAACGGGAGCGCGGUUGAAAGUACAUAACAAGGCGAAAUAAUACAAGUUUUCCUUACGUUGGAUGUAUUCAACAGCGUUUGCCUUUAAUAAUUUCAUUCAGGCUAUUCAUAUCAAACAUGAGAUCAUUAUCUCCACUUUAAGAAGCUAACGGGUGGAGGGGAUGCAGGGGUUGCGUUCUACGGCAGGGGUGCAAUCUACGGCACAACACCUGUCAGUAAAACACCCGGGUGAUGUCGCUUCAAAUGCGUGAACAUGCUCGAUGUGUUUCCACUGUCAUAUGGCUUUCUUAUGCCACAGUGCCUACACUCCGUCGCAGUUUUGUACACUGACCUCUUUCCUUCUUCAUCAUAAUUGACAGGGAAGCCAAAAUGCUCCCAUACAGGGGAUUUAAGUGUCGCGGGGCGUUCGAGCUCCUCCUUUCUCCGCUUUCAGAAAUCGAUCCGCGGAUCACAUGUGUGCCGAACCGAAUACGUCGAUCCGAACGGAUCACGGAUCAAUGAUGAUCCGUUGCACCACUAGUAUCCAAUGUUAAGUGCUUUGAGGGUCUCUGAUAAAGCGCUAUAAAAGCUGAUGCAUUUUUAUAAUUUAUUUACAGGCUAAAAAAUCUUUCAGUCCUCUUGUGCUCCCAAACUUUGCAGUAACUAUAAUUAUGAUAAUCUGAUUUAUCACCCAGCUCUAGUAAAUUGAUACUCUAGAUUAACUUAUUAAGCAAAUCAAAUAAAUCACUGGUACUGUAAUAAUUUGCCAUUUGAUAAUAAUGCUAAUACUCAUACUACUACUCCUCCUCCUCCUACUACUACUACUACUAAUAAUAAUAAUAAUGCUAAUAAUAAUAAAAAUAAUAAGAAUGCAUGGAACUAAUGAUUCAUUUGUAAUGGGUGCUGACAUAUUGACUUUUUCAGAACCUAGUUCUGUUAGGGUGAGAUUUUUGUCUCCCUGGAAAUAAGCUUAUCAUAUUCUCUGUAUUUUCAUAGAAGCGUUUUUUGUUUUGUUUUGUUUUGUUUUGUUUUUUAACAAAAUAUUACUUGUUAUGAUUAGCUAUAGUCUUUUGUCAGCCAAGAAAUUACGUUUUUUAAUUAUAGCAGCUGACCUAGAUGCAAAGACUAACAGAGCAUGCUGCAGAGAUCAGUUAUGACAGGCUUGCUAGAGAGAGGCCUCAUUCAUUAGGCAACAUUUGACUUAAUUUCACUGUAUUUCAAAUUGAACAAAUCUCACUGGCAGAAAUCUCAGAGGAGGCCAAAGAUCAGAACCAGUUACUCAUCAGCUCUCCUGGCUCUGCUUUUUUCUCAAAACAACACUUAAGUUGGGCAGGUGCCUACUGUUUUGAGCUUUUGAUUGCUGAAUUGCAAAGCACAGACAUAAGAUGUUCACCCUCGUGGCCCUGUAAUGUUAAAUGUCCCAGGAGUAUCUGCACAUUCAAACAGUGCAUUGCAAUAGCUUGAGGUAGGCCACACUGAUGCAAACAUGUCAGCUUAUUGAAUGAAACUGUAAAACAACCCACAAGUGUAAUCAACACAAAGCGUAAAGUUGACACUGACAUCAAACCUAAAGACAGAGAUCCCAGUCUUUAUGGGAAUGAAAUGUGUCGCUAGUUCAGAGAGCCUACCUGAAUGUACAAAGGAUGGGCCGCUGCUCUACAUUGCUUUUAAUUUACUCUUAUGACAUAGUUAUACCUUUAUGUAAUGCUGGAUGCUGAUUGGUUAUUAGUGCUUUUUGGUUAUUAUCUGCAAAACAAACUGCAAACUAUUACAGUUUUCCCACAGGACCAGAAUCUAUAGUGGCGGCAUGUGACUUGUUGAUCCAGUUGACAAAAAUAGAAAACAAAAUUAGUCGCAGGGGGAUUGAAUUGUUCAUAAUUAGUUGGUUACUUCAUUGCGUAUGUUAUCAUUUUGUCUGCUGACAAAGCAUUAAUAAGAUGAUCUUAGUAUUAUUAAUUAUUAUAUUAGACACUGAUAAAAAUGUUUCCCUGAUUACAUUUGGAGGAAUAUGAAGGCUUGCUUGUCGGUGGAAGAAUGUUAUUUGUGAGAUAGUUUAUCAAUCCCUCUGGAGAUGAACAAAAUUACUGAUGACUCAAAUAUCCUGAAGAAUAGCCCUCUAUGUGGCCUCUAUGUGGGUCUGUCUAUGGCAAGUGUACACUCUCUCACUCAGUGGGGGGCUCUUUUUAAAGUAAAGCCUUGUUCAUUGUGAAAAAAAAAUCCAAGCUGCGUUUGUCAUGUGCCAUCUACAUUGUUUUCAAAGUAAAAUUACUUAAACUGAAGGUUUAAGUAGAAAAUUGUUCACGUGAGGACAACUUGCACUCAAACCUUUAAUUCACAUAUUCUUUUUUUUUUUUUUUUAAUCCUGAAGACAUAAAAUCAUUUUAAAGAUAAUUAUUAUUCUCUCUGUAAGUACAAGGGUCUUGUGUAUUAUCCAGUUAUUCAGUUAGUGCAGCUGUGUGUUGUAUCAUCCUUUUAUUGUGUUUGUGUGUGUUUGAUAAAAAUUCGAGAAGCUACAGCAGCUGCUCAGAGUAGCAUCCAUAUGUGUAAACAAUGAACUUUGCCAAAUUUAAUAUUUGUUUUCCUUUCUUAUUUGACCUUUUAGCUCAUCCCUUCACCCCUCUCUCCACUGUUGGAUCUAUUGAGUCUCUCCAACUUUUUUUUCGCAUCUCAUGAUACCUUUGUGUGUUUGACUGUAUCGUUUUCUCUCCAAAGCAGGCUUAGGCACUGACUCACUGUGUGUAUUUUGACCCUUCCUUCUUUUUCAAAUGCCUUUCUUUCUCUUUGAUCAUACAUAUACUGUACGCUCUGAACAGACAUCCUUUAUAACUGUGAGCAAACUUCAAGAAAUGAAAGUGUUCUUGAAUGUCAUGUAAAAACACUGGUGUUAAUUUCAACUCUCUUUCUCUCUGUCCACAGCUCCGCCACCCAGCAGAUUCAACAGGAGAGUGUCAGGUAAGAUGCGUGUACGUGUGUAUCCAAGUGUGUGUGUGUGUGUACGCAUACACUUGACGUCAUGUCCCUUAAGUGUAAUCCACACUGGCGAGGGGGGGUUUUGCAUACAUCACUGGCUAAGUGGCUCACCUGCUGCUUUUAUGUGUCUUAUUGUGUGUGUCAUACAUCCUGAGGCCAGGUGGUAGACUGACGGCUGCGUGUUUGUCUCUGAUGAUGUCAAACGCUCUUUGCCAGUGUUUUCAUAAUGGCUGCAUUUGCGUAUGUCAUGCAUGUAAAACAGUGUUAAGAAGCUUCUCUGAGGUGUGUUUUGGGUUUUUUUUGCGUCCUCUCUCAGUCUGUGUUGGCGCCUGUGGUCCUGUGUGUGUGGCGCUCUUGUUUUCCCACGCUUGGUCGUACACGUCUAGUGUUUACAUGUGAGUAAUUGAAUGUCGUCAGCCGUCACAGAGCGCUGCACUUUGAUUAGGCUCUGGGUGUGUCACCUGAUGUUUAUCUUCACUGCUGUCUUACUGUCUCAGCCGUCCCUGCUGUCUGCACCGCAGCACCAUAAAGGGUUAUUGAAAAGUCUCAAGUGUUUAAUUACACAAGUUGUCACAUUUGUUGAACUGAUAUUUUAACAGAUAAACACAGUGAUUCUACUUUUCUCGGUCACUAUAAUGUUGUGUUGAACCAGUUGAUCUUUGUUAAGGUAAUUUGCCAUUGUAGGUCAUAAUGAUCCUUUUUGAGCCCUGAAGAAAAUUGUGUUAAUAUGACAACAAAGAGAGAACAUCAUUGUCUUGCUUAUUGUAUUUCCCCAGAAAUAACACAGAAGUCUCUACUCACUAAAGAGUCCAAUUUAUAGACAGUUAGUGAUACCGAGUUGUGUUGUGUUGUGUUGUGUUGAGUUGAACUUCACUCAAAGUAAGACAGCUUAUAAAAUGUAAAAGGAAAAACACAUCCCUCUAUCACCUCAAUGGUUUUAAUUCCUCUGUAGUGUGACAGAUGUGUCUUGGGGCAAUGAGCAUCUGGUUGGGGUGGGAAUCACCAGUGGCCCUGCGAUACGAUAUUGUCACGAUACUUGGGUCACGAUUUGAUAUUAUUGUGAUUUUAAACAUUAUGCGAUACAGUGAGUAUUGCGAUACCAUAUAUUGCGAUUUUUGCAAUUUUUUCAACUGCUUAGCUGAUUAGCAUUUGUCUUUCCCUAAUGUUUGUCUUAUUUAUACAGGAUUUUAUUUUCAUGUAGCACAUCUUGCAAACCUCAUAUGUCAUGUCCAUCUCAUUUGUGACCUGCUUGCAUUCCUAAUGUCUUUCCCCAGGUGCUGUUUGUUGUACUAACAUUUCCUGCUAUAUGGUGCCACCCCUGCCAACCUCACUGCUGGACAAACAAUUGAUUUUAUUUUUCCAUUAUCAUAGAUUUGACUUCAUAUUAGCAAUUAAUUGAAAAAAAAAAAAUGAUACUCGGUGUAUGACAUGAUACGAUAUAUCACCCGGCAAAAUAUCGCAAUACUAUGCUGUAUCGAUUUUUUUCUCCGACCCCUAGCAUCUGUGUUUUCAGUCCUAUUUGUAAACUCCCAGUUCAUGCAUUAUCUUUUUCGUCUUUCUGAACAAAAACUUUACCGAAUAGAUUUUGGUGGGAAAAGGUUCCAGUUUUCUUGUCUAAACCAUUUGUGGCCCAAACUCAAUAAUUCAUGAGCUAAUUAGAGCAAGAAAUGUCUGGUUUCCUAAUAUAAAUCAAAUGAGGAAAGUUUUCCUCCCUAAAGGUCACUUUCACUGUGGUAUCAAAAUGUCCCUGAAAAACACUUGAAAGUCUUUUAAAGGACUGUCACUGUUGGAGUGAUUCCAUCUAUCCUCCUCAGAUCAUGUACAAGCUCACUCUGCUCCCCUCAUAUACCUGUUGGUUUGUUUUGCCAUCUGGACAGACCAUUGGUCACUUCUUUUAUUCAAAGAAACAGAGACGCAUAUUCUGUAGUAUAGUGUCCCUACAAAUGAAUGUGACGAAGACAUAUGUACUUAUGCCAUAGUUUUUAAAGGUGAAAACUGACACACAAAGGGCAUUGGUUGGCAGAUAAGUGAUGGUUGUGUCCAAAAGAAUUUGUAUUUGAGUAGUUAAUAAAUGGAGGAUAUUUAUCAUAGGAGUUUCUCAUCCUCAAAGGCUGUGCUUCAUCCACUGGAGGGAUGAGCAGGAGAGGGUUUCAUUCUUGUAUCUGAUCUCCAGCUGCUGCAGAUUAUUCUUAUUUCUAUGCACUGUACCUUAAACAAGUUUGUAGUUGCAUGUAAAUGGAUGUUAUGCUUCUUCUCUUAUUGCUUAACCAUUUGUAGCUAUAUGAUUAAGUAAACCUUUGAAUUGGAUGGCAAUUUUCAAUAAGAGAACAGUCCUCAGAUUAGUGCCAUCCAUGAGAUCUUUGUGUCAUCACUCUGAAUUUUCAAGGGUCUCCAUCCAUACAAUUAGAGAGAAAUGCAUCUCUGAGCAUUCCAUGUUUUUGUUCUCUGCAUUUUAGAUUAGCGUAUUUGAAGGUGCCCUAUAAUGGCAUUUUCAUCAACUUUAAAUCGGUCCCAGAGGUCCCACAAUAGUAAAUUUGAAGUUUGUUGUCUAAAACACCAGUUUAUUUUUUAGGUAUCAGCCAGCCUGUACCCCCCUCUUUUUGAGCUCCACUGAGAACGGGCUGAUUCUGUGCCUGUCCCUUUAAAUGAUAAUGAGCUGUGUGUAAACAUCUUCCUCCCCAAGGCCACUCUGAGCUGCCGGCACUGCCGCAGUGGUCCAGGAGCGGUGGUCUGGUGAUUUUCUUGGGACCCUUUGUCCUCUUGUCGGCUUCGAGGGGAUGCAUAUUAUUGAUGGAAAACCACCCAAAAGUGGAUUUUUCAUAAUAGGGGACCUUUAAUAGGGAAAUAAGUAAAUGUUUUCUUACAUUCUCUAAUGAACUGAAGUUUCACAAAUGUAAAUUCUUAAAAGUGUUGUGUAAAUUCUAGGGCUGAACGAUUUUGGAAAAUAAUCUAAUUGUAAUCUUUUCCUCAAUAUUAUGACUUAAUGUGCAAUUAUUUUUUUCAGUGUCCUCUUCUAAUGUAUUUUUAAACAAACAAAAAAAUAAAUAAAUCUGUGAACGACACAGUGAACAAUAUCAGAUUAAAAUACAUAAAUUGUUUUUUCUGGCAAUUAUCAUUUCACACACACACAUAGGCUCUCUCUGUUCAUACACGCACAUGCUGUCAUAUACGUCAUGAUACUCAUCUAAAUACCAAUGGCGAGUUGUAAUCGAUACCCAAAACACUGGAGUCUGGUGUAUUCAUUCAGCUGUGCUGCCAUCACCAUAUUGGAUGCGUUUUCCGUCAUUAUACAGACGUGGUUUGAGGUUGAAGUAGGACUGGGCGAUUAUAUGACCGUGAUCGAUGAUCGCGAUAAAUUUCAGUUCGAUCACGGUGAUCAGCUGUGAGCAUAUUUACUCGAUCAAACAUGGCGGAAAUUUGCAUCACAAUAGCCAAUCAGAGUCGAGCUUUUCCUGCUCACUUCUGUAAGUUACCGGAGAAGUAAACAGAAUGACCGAACAUGGAGCUAAACGCGGAGCUGAGGGCAAAAAGAUAGUUAUCAGCCAUGGCUUUGAGUCACCCUCAGAAGAUGUUAUAGUUGAGAAGUUAUUCAACGUCUCUCCAAAGUGACGUCGAGCAAUUAAGCCGAUAAACCAGCUACAUAACAAAUCUGUUUUUCCCGAGUGAUUAUGCGGGAAGCAUGAAAAUGUGAGCGGAGUCUGUACAGCCUGUCACUGCUGACGGUACGAGUAGCAUUAGCAGUUUAGCUACAACUAGCGGUGCAGCCACCAGACCAAAACAGCGAUCAAUCAUAUCCAUACCUGCCAACACUCCCUUUUUCCCAGGACUCUCCCGUAUUUUAGACCUAUCUCCCGCUCAUCCCUGGAAUUGUCAUUUCUCCCGGGAAUUUCUCAUAGCAUGGUCCGCAUUCAUUCAUGAAUCGGAUCAAUAUAUUUGUCCAAAGUUUCCAGACAACCGGAGAUAGUCCUGUGUGUCUGCUGAGCUUCACAGACACUGGAUUGAUACUUUUACUUUACAGUUUGGGAUGAUUCAGGUCGGUUUCAGCUGUAAACUAUAUUUAAGCAGUGGUUGUUGGACAAUGAACAUUUUGAUGAAAGGAAAACAAACACUAUGCGAGAGUGAUGCGUUCAGGGCAGCCUCAGAUAAAAGAGUGCUGUAUUUCAUGCACAGAUGUUCAGAGAGCCUCAUAUAGGAGAGCAUGUAAAACAAAUGAGGACUUUAACACUAAUAUUAGUGGACUAAAUAAGUUCAAAGCAUAUCGUACCUUUUAUCUUUUUUUACCAUUUGUUAUUGUUAAAACAAAACCAAAGUGUGCAGCUUCAGUUGUACUUAUUUGGAUGAGCAAUUUAAUUACAAAUACUCUCAUAAUGAGCUCAUAUCCAACAUACGAGGUCACCCCAAAACUGUCAGCCUCUGUAGUGGUAUAAGGUGCAACAGAGUGCAGUGUUAAAUUCUCUCUCUACCUGCUCUGCUUCACUCUGCUCUGCUAACAAGUCAUGUGACCAGAUCAUGUGACCAGUCAAAAUCGUAGCCUUUGGGGUUAAAAAAUUGUGUUUUAUCAUAUCGCAAGGUAAUUGCAAAUGCAUUUAAUCGAUCAGCCUUAGUAAAUUCAGAAUUAUUAUUUUUUUUCUAGUUACUAAUCAAUUGAUUUUGAUUGAUUGAUUAAAAUUAUAAUGUCCAACAUUUAAAUGAGCGAGUCCUUUAACUGUAGUCAUAGCAGCAAUGGACAGUAGUCCUACAACCAGUAACUGCCUGUGUGCCAUGAGACGUUGGAUAAAGCGUACUGAUUGACUUUUAUCCUGCGCCUCCUGUUUGACAAGUAUUCUGGAUGCAUAUUUACAGUCAGAAACAGUUGUUGUAGAAACCCUAGGAUCCACCCUUGAAUCGUACUUAGUAUCCUUUACCUGUUCAACUGGUGUGUUACACAUGACCAAAUAUGUGAUAGUCAGGACGGUAUUGACCUCAAUAAGAGUCAGGCUUUUCCUCUUGAAGUUCAUCUGCUUAAAGUUUGAUUCAUCUGGUAUUCUACGUCAAAUGAUUAAAUGUUCAUUGUUAGAUGUUCAUUAAAAAAGACAAUGCCACUUGUCUGUAAAGCACUUAUGACUGCAGGCAGCCAGCUCUCACUCAUAACCAUAGUGCCAGGGGAUGAAAGAUGACAAGACAAGGUGAGCGAAGAAGCUCAUUGUGCCACAUAGUUCUUAACAGCCAAUACAGUGAGCUUGAAAAGACUGCCUGAAAAUGCACUUCUGAGUAUUUCACAGAAAAACAGAUCAGAAGUAUAUCCAUAACCAAACCCCUCAAUCUAACAACCGACUGCAGGGUCAGGCUGUUUUCAUUUUUGUGGGAUUAGAGUGCUGAUACUUUAAAUGCUUCAUUUACAUAAGAUCACAUCCAAUCACAUCUUAAUUUUGUGGUUUUAAUUGUCUUUGAUAUUGGCAAUCGGAAUAGUUUUCUUUACAAAAACAUGAUUUUGUCCUUAAAAAGUCUUUUUCUAAAACACAUCUUGAGAGCGUUGAGUCAUUUGUCUUUGCAGACAUUGAAACCAAAUUCUGGAAAUCAUCAACUUUAUAAUUAAGUUUUUAUGGUAUCUGAAAAUAUUAUCCUCCUUAGGAGUGUGUCUCUUUUUUCUUCUUUUCUGCUGCUGUCUUUUGUCUGACCCAGUAACAGUUUACUCUGUUCAGUGCUUUAGAUAUUACCAGGUCCACUAAGUUCACAGAGACCUGGACACACAUUUUGAAAGGACAAGACCAACUCAAUUUGGAAUUAGUGCUCUCUAACUUGUGAAAAUGGCAGAGAUCACAUCUAAAAUUUGUUUUCCUCACCAAAAGGCAGAGUGGGAAUGAUGUCUUGAUCAAAUAUCAGCACCAGAGUUGUUUUGAGUAAGCAGAGCUUGUUAAUGAAAGAAUGGUUUUGGCUAGUGUUUUGACUCUCUGUCACGCUGCCAAGUAAGAGGGGGGACUUCCGGCAGAGAUGAGUAAAGAAAAUAAAUCUGACUUCAAAUAAGGAGGAUGGACCACAGAGGAGCACAAUUAUUAGCAUAUUUACUACCUGUGCUUCCAAACCAAUCAACCCUCUGCUGUUUUUGACCAUUUUCAUGUCAUAAUUUCCUCUGAUUGCAUCACUUUUUGGUUGGUAGAGCACUUUGGCUCUAAUUUAAUACUUGACCUGGUCUUGCCCUUUGUAUUUACACACCCAGUACAGCUGAACUAAGGGAGUUAGUCAUCUAAGAGGUCACACUGUCACUAACAUAUACAUUUACAAUAUACAUGUUAAUAGACUGAACUUGUUAUUGCGCAUACACACACAGAGAAACAUGCACAGACACUCUUAGAUACUUUUAUGUGUCUUCUGAGAAAUGUCAAGAGUGAGUUGGAGUGUGUCCACACAAAGUUCAGGGAAACACAGAUACGAAGUGACAAAAUGAAAUGGCCUUGUCAGUGUUUGGCAUCCACUGUGCUAAAACGUGUGUGUGUGUGUGUGUGUGUGUGUGUGUGCGUGUGCGUGCAUGAGUGUGUGUCUUACCUCUGGCUUCCUUCUCUUCCCUCAGUGUCUUGCAGAAAUAUAGUCCCUGUGUUUACCUCGUUUUCUAUUAUACAAUGUCUUCCUCUCUGUUUGUGUAACAUAUUACCUUGUACUCUGUGUGAGCGAGUUUGUGGGGAAACAUCUACACAGGAUAAAGUCGAUACAGUGUCUCUGUUAGCACCUCUGUGAUCUUACUCAUCUCCUUGCGUAACCUUGUGUACCCUUUCAUCUUGCAUUCUCACUGCACCUAACAAUCAUACCUUCAUAUGAAAGUUGUUUGUCACCAUGAGGAUGUUUGUUAUGCUGGGUUGGCAGAGGUUGUAUUUGAAUUAGUGUCGAACUGCAAUGUGCAUGUUUAGUUGUCAUGUCAGUUUUCUUUCGAUAGAUGAUAAACUCAUAUUUUUUGCAAGCCUUGCCAUGCUUACAAGUUUUCAAAAUAUUGCUCUCAAAUCUAAUUCGACCUCUACCCAUGAUGUAGAAGUAUGGAUAUUACAAAGUUGUUACUUGUAUGUAGGCUAUUUCCCAUUUUUUGCUUGUUGACAUAUAAAAUGUGUGUUCAAAAAAUAAUUCAAUCACACAAUCAGGUACAGUCAUUAUUUUGACAGGCAGCUGAAAUCUAAAAUAUAGCUGCUUUGUGAAAACAGGUCAACAAGACCUCAAUAGGACAGUGAUUAAAAAUAACCAAAUAUUUAGCUGGCCUGCUUAUUUAGCAUGAUGUUAUAACAAAAGUAAACAGUAGUGCUGAGUGAUUAAUGGGAUUUUAAUAGCAAUCAGGAUGUUAGCCUUUCCACAAUCAAACAAACAUGAUUGAAGGCAAAUGUGUUACCCUCAUCAAUUUUAUUAGGUUUAUAUAUCAUGCUCUCUUUGGUUAUUUUCCAACAGAUAUUACUGUUUUUCUUUUACUAAAUUAAUCAUCAACUAUUGCAUUUUUUCAAGUUAUACUGUUAUCAUGGUUUCCCUUAUAGCUCCAAUAUGACAGCGAGAUCUGGUGAGGCGUGUUAUCAGUGAUAAACUGUGUCUUAAUGAUUGAAAACUGGGAACGUGGAGGAACAUCCACAGCAAUGCAGGCUGAGAACAGGAGGAUCAGGUGUGUGUUAGUAAAGUAGAGGGACAGGGUGAGCACAGAAACCAAAGCUGCAGCAUUAGUAAGUGUAACAAGCUAAUGGUUUAUUCAGUAAAUGGUGAGAAGCAGGGGUAAAUAUCAUGACAUACUGUAUAAAUACAAAAUAUUUCUUUCUGAUACCUCUUUGAAACAUGAUUUUCAGAUCUAAAAAAGAAUCCUGUUUCUCACUCUUUUGCAUUUAAAUAUCAUUUUUUCAGCCUCAGUCUGAAAUGCUUCGUCUUGCCUGCUGUCUCCAUUUCUAGGAUUAUUACAACAUAUUUAUUAUUCUUGGGAUUUGAACAUUUGCAUACAUCUAGACAGACAUUGUAACUUUGUAUUUUUUGUUGUGAAUAUGGAAAUUAAUAAUACCCCUUAUAACAUUUCAGAGAUGAACAACACCAAAGAGUUGAUAGGAAGAAAACAUCUCAAACUGUACUGUGAUAAUUGAAUGUUGAGAUCAUUUACUUUUUUGAUACCACGCUGGAAUUACAAGAAAAAGUCUCUUGUUUAACUUUAUGAUAAUGAAAAUUCUUCAUAAAAGUGAAGCUGAUGCUGUUUAAAGAUAUUUAAUGCUAUAUUGACCAAAAGUUUGGGGUAACUGGUCAGAAAAGCCAUGACAGAUAUCGUCUGAGUCCAGCACUUGUGAUUAGAGAAAUGUAGAAUAAACAGUAUAUGUGAAUCAAAGUAAUGAAAGAAGAAUAAAUUAUCGUGAUCAAUAACCCAGAUUUCAAUAUUUAUCAAAAUAAGUAUGAUUAUCAGUGCAGCCAUGCUAGUAAGCAGACUUAAAUAGCACUAACAUAGUGCUACUCUUGAAUGAACCCAAUGUAGGAAAGUAGUAGUUGUCAGUAAAAAAAAACAAAGACAGGUUUAACAAUUUAUUCAAAUAAAUUUAGAGGCAAUCACUCUGGGGAGAAAAAAAAGAAGUUUGGGGGGUAUGGACUCUGAAAUGUAUAAUGGCAGCCUGAUGUUAUUAUACAAGACAUGCUAAUGGAAUGUGUAAACGGAGUAUUCAUUUCUCCUCUCCAGUGUGUGCAGAGGCGUUUAACCCAGAUGAGGACGAUGAGGACACGGAGCCCAGAGUGGUCCAUCCAAAAACAGAUGAACAACGCUGCAGACUGCAGGAGGCCUGCCGAGACAUCCUACUCUUCAAAACACUAGAUCAGGUAAAAAAGAAAGGAAAGAAAAAGAUAAAUAAAAAAAUCAGCAUGAAAAGACCUGUGCACACCCACCAGUGACCUCUGGUCUUGAGAAAUGAAGCCAAUGCAGAAGUGCUAAAAUUUGCAGUUCCCUGAGUGCCUGCUUGAGGCAGACUGCAAAACCACUGGAACCACUUACACAAACACACACACACACAAAAAUUGGAGCGAGAAAAAACAUGUUAAAAGCCGAGUUCGAAGAACGGUUUUGGUUUGCAUACCUCCAGGAAUACCACAGUACCUACUGUACAGGGAGUGAUUUGUCUUUGUGAUGCUUUCAUUUUGACCUGGCACACUGUCACCAUUUGGGAGGAGGGUAAAGGCUCACCUCUGGUAGGCUGACUAAAAGUGAGGUUGAGUCAGAAUUAGCAAUGUGGCGACUGCUGCCAAUAGGCCUCAAACAGUAUAUGUGAAUCAAAGUAAUACUAUAGCAUCUUUGACACUAAGUCCAUAUGUUAUACAGCCUGUGGUGCAGACACACUUGUGCAUCAGUAGUUGGUAUAAAGGAAAAGUCAACAGUUGGUAUCUAACUUGAAAUUGAAGGAUCUGCAUUUUCAUUUUGCUUCCACAUUCAUUUAACUUUUAUUCUAACUUACCAGGUUACUGCAAUAUUCAAAGUACGGAUACAGAACUGUUACUUUGGUUCCAGUGUUCACUCAUGGUGGCACAAAACAGAUUUAAUAAAAUAACUACGAAAUAAAGAAAUAAAAACUUGUUAAUAAAAGAACUUUUUUGCAGAGUUGUUCCCUUUACUUUGCUGACAGAUUAAAAGGAUUGUCCUGCUUAAAAACAUUGCUCUCGAUAGGAACCAACUACUCAUGGGGCAAAUCACAUGUUGUUUUUUUGUACAAAAACAUUUAGACAAGAUAAAUACUUUCCACCGCCGGGAAAUGGGACAAAGAAGAACUUGUGCAGCAUCUUUUACUCUAAUCAAGAACAGAUAUAAUUUCCAGCUAACCUAAUUAGCCUUGGCUAUUAGUGAAAUGUAGAUUUAAAGUGAAUGUGUAAAACCACUCUUUUGAUGCCUCCUCCAUUUAGGCCCAAGCUUACUGGCUCACCUGUUUUCCAAAAACCACCUCUGAAAUUCCUGUGUUUGGAUUUUUGUUAAAGAUACUUUAUUUUUGUAUUAAUCCCUGUUUGUUUUGACUGAGUACAUGCUCACAAAAUCUGCUGAGUUUGUCUUGGAGAAAGUGUCCUUAUAUGAAUAGAAUUCUCCUUCUUCUUUCUAUUAUCUUCUUCUCUCGCCUAGAUUUCCUAUCGGGAUAAUUUCAUUAAUCUCUUCUGUCUUCAGAAGCAGCACCCAAACCUGCUGGAUGCAAUUAAAGGCUAAUUGUGGAACAACUUUCCUCUGUCACUCCCUCUAUCUCUACCUCAUUUGUGUCUGACAGCCUCCCUUUGAUUCCCCAUCCAGGAGCAGUUCUCAGAGGUGCUGGACGCCAUGUUUGAGUUACGAGUACAACCCCAGGAGCAUGUCAUCGACCAGGGAGAUGAUGGAGACAACUUUUAUGUCAUUGAAAGGUAGGAGGCAGACACUGUUGGGUCAUAAAAACCAAACACAUUUCUUUAUUCAAAUAGUUUGUUUUAAUGUGGAAAGCAUGUUUUACAGCACAGGUACUGCAACACACUGAAAAAACAUACAGAUUUUGCAUGUUCAAAAUGACAAUCAUGGAUUUAUUACCCUGAAAGGCUGAAAUUCAAAUAUUGCUUUGAAGGUCUCUAUGAUUGUUACCCCCUAAGUAGUUCAUGCUGAUAUUUUUCUACUUCUUUAUGUGAAGCCUAUUUACAGUGUGAAAGAGAUAUUGAAAAGGAGGAGUACCAAUGAAAUUGAACUUAGAUUAGACAAGGCUUUUUUGUGAGAGUCUGAAAUUUUGCUUGCCUCGCUGUAGUUCCAUUUACAACAUACAAGACAGGAUACAUAAAUAAACACAUAACAAAACAUUUCUAACAACAGACAGCAUAUCCAGAGAUCAUCACAUUUUUGAUGUAGGAGUCAGCUCCAUAUUCACCUUUAUAAUGGACAGGUAUGCAAACAAGUGCUUCAGUCCGACCUGACUUAAAAAGUGGGACCUUGUAUUUAAGACGUGAUGGUAAUAGUUCAUAUUUACAGUUCAGAGCAGGGUUAGGGUUAGGGAUGUUGUUUGCCAAGCCCAACAACCUAAAGUGUCUUUUCACUGAUUGUGAAAAAUAAUCUUGAAAUCUUGUCUAUGAUGAAAUCUAUCUCUUGAGCAAAUACUUAACCAUCAUUUACAGUCUAAAAAAAUAAAUAAAUAAAAUUUACGAGUAUUUUUAAAAGAUCAUUUUAAUAACAAUAGCAAUAGAAUUAAAGUGCAGAGAAUAAAUUUCCAGGAGUUGUCCUGACUACUUCCACUAAAACUUGUGCAGAUUUACAACACUGCAGCCAUUUAGCUGCUCCUCACUGUGGGUCUUGUGUUUACUGCACUGGUAAUUGUGUAAUUACAAUUGAGUCCAUAAGUAUACAGUGCACAUGGAGGCUGUGUGAUUUUCCGGACAUUUUGCAGAGGCAAACUGUUGGCUGUGUACGCAAGCCUUUACAGGAUAGGUUUAGUUGCCUGGACAGACAUACACUAAAGGCCAAAAGUUUGGAAGCAAGGCCAUUACAGGCCGAACAGUUGGGAGUAACUUUAAGUUUUGGUUCACAAUGCUUUUUUUUUGAAGUCCAGCAUGAGUUUUAUGUAUUUUGGGAUGUAUUUACUCCAUGAUCAGAUGUUGCUUUCAUGGAAAUGCACCAUUUUACUCCAUUUACCUUUAGAUAUACAUUGGUGUUAACAGACCAUUGCUAAGUAUAUGUCAGCAAAAGAUAAUAAGGGCUUAGUUGCAGGGUUGAAAACAUUUGCAAGAGUCACAACUUCAGUGCAAAAGCAAAAAAAAACAAAUCACAGUUGGAUUAUCCACUUCAGCUUUUUGGCUUUUGAGAGUCUGCAUACAAAAAUCCUGAUAAAUCUCAACUGCGUUUAAACUACCGCAAAAAUGGCUAGAAAGAAGCAACUGAGUAAAGAAACAAAAGCACACAUUUGUACAAUGAGGAAAGAAGGAUACACAGAAAGAGAAAUUGCAAAACGCCUAAAGGUGUUUGACAAAGGAGUCCACUACACUCUGAAGAUUCUAGAGGAACCUGGAAGUUAUGAUGAUAGAAAAAGACCUGGACGAAAGAGAGUUACUACAAAAGCAGAGGAUAAACAUAGCAUUGUCACCAGUAAGAGAGAUCGGCGAAAGACAGCACCAUAAAUAAGGGAGGAAAUCAACAUGACAAGGUCGAAACCCAUAUCUCUGACAACCGUGAAAUGACGUUUAGAAAGGCUGGUCUGAAGGGUUGUGUAUCUGCAAAAAAACUGUACUUCGUCCACAGAACAAGAAAAAGAGAGAUGAGUGGGCAAAAACUCACAAAAAUUGGACUUAUGAUGACUAGAAACAAGUUUGCACUGUUUGGUUCAAAACGCAGAGUCUAUGUCUGCAGACAAACUGGUGAACGUCUGAAAGCACCAUGUGUUACACCCACAAUUCAGCAUGGAGGUGGUAGUUCCAUGGUAUGGGGAUGUUUUGCAAGUGAUGGAGUAGAAGAUUUGUUUGAAGUAAAGGGUAUCAUGAAGAAGGAACACUACCACGCCAUCCUCCAGCACCAUGCUGCUCCAUCUGGACUCAGACUUGUGGCUCAUAAGUUUGUUUUGCAGCAAGACAAUGACCCUAAGCACUCUGCCAUCGUCGCAGGGUUACCUAGACAAAAAAGAAGAGGGAGGUGUUCUCUAAAAGAUGGUUUGGCCUCCUCAGUCUCCAGACCUUUCUCCAAUUGAGCUUGUGCGGGAUAAAUUGGAUUGAUCGGUCAGAAAAACGCGUCCCACGAAUCAGCAGUCUCUUUUUAAUGAACCUAAGAAAGCUUGGAAUGCAAUACCUGGAACAUAUAUCAAAAAACUUGUGGAUUAAAUGCCUCAUAUAUGCCAAGCUGUUGUUAAAGCCAGAGGAGGUUACUUUAAAGAAAGCAAAGUCUAAGCAACAAUAACUCAAAUACCUUAUAAUUAUAGUCAAAAUGUCUUCUGAUAAGUUACUCUUUAUACAAUAGUCAUGUUUAUUGUGUUGCAAAUUAUAUAUAUGAAACUAUGAUCUUUUUUUGUACAAAUCUGAUCUUGCUUCCAAACUUUUGGCCUGUAGUGUAUAGUAAAAGAUUGCAGGAACAUGCAAAUGUGUUUCCCUAUCUCACAGUGUGUAAGGAAUAACACUUUUCACAGUAAAUCUAUUGUUAUGAACCAAGCUGCCGACAGUUUUGUUAGUUUCCACAACAACACUCUCAGGUGCUUCUGGUGUGAAAAGCAGAAAUGAAACAUGAAUGUUCAAAUUUUUUGAUCCAUGAUUUUUUGUAAGUGGAGGUACAGCUCAUAUAAGCAUGUAAACCUCUGAGACUGCACUGCAUUAUGAUGAAUUAACAUGUCUUUGUUGACCAGCUGCAGUCAGUCAAAUAAUGUAACCAUUAACAGAAGUGAUAAGAUAACAUAGAAAGGGAACUAAAUGGUGGCUUUGGGACCUGUGCUACCCAAGUGAGAACAGGCCUGCUGGUGUUUUUCUACUGGCUGGUCAUUGUUUAUCCCUCCCUGAUUCAUUCCUGGCAUGGCACAUAUCAGUUCAGCACAGCAGUACAGUCCCACUUGUUGUGUGCAACACCCCCCCCCCCCCCCCGUACAGGAUACAUGUGAUGACCUUUAAGAGCAGCACGCCUGCCUGGGCAUAUACUAUCCUGGGGUUUUCCCUGGCCUCUUAGAGGCAUAGGUGGGUGCUAAUGUCAUCAGCAGGGUGGGGUGUGACGAGGACACACACAGAGAUGGGGGGAUAAGCAGGAGGAAAAAGAAAAGCAGGAAGAAAGACAUUGUUUUAUUAUAAAAAUGUAUGCAUCUCAAUUGCACACCAGUUAGUUUAACAGAAAGAUAGUGAGGAAAUUUGGCUGAAGGGUCUGCCUGGUCUGAGUGGAUUCAGAAAUGCUACAUUUUAACAAAUCCCAAAAGCACACAUGAAGCCCUUUAUGGAAACACUUCACACAUUCACCUCAGCAGUUCCGGUGGACAAGGUAACACACACAAAGUGAGAAGGAUCACUGCAGCCGAUCUGCUCUGUUUGGCUGUUUGACAUGACUGCCAUUGAGUUACUGAGUUACUACUGUUCUCAAAAAAAAGCAAAGCUCCUAAGACGUACACUACAGGCCAAAGGUUUGGAAGCAAGAUCAGAUUUGUACAAAAAAAGAUCAUAGUUUCAUAUAUAUAAUUUGCAACACAAUAAACAUGACUUUUGUGUGUAGAGUAACUUAUCAGAAGACAUUUUGACUAUAAUUAUUAGGUAUUUGAGUUAUUGUUGCUUAGACUUUGCUUUCUUUAAAGUACCCUCCUCUGGCUUUAACAACAGCUUGGCAUAUAUGAGGCAUUUGUUCCACAAGUUUUUUUGAGAUAUGUUCCAGGGAUUGCAUUUUAAGCUUUCUAAAGUUCAUUAAAAAGAGACUGCUGAUUCGUGGGACACGUUUUUCUGACCGAUCGAUCCAAUUCCUCCCGCACAAGCUCAAUUGGAGAAAGGUCUGGAGGCUGAGGAGGCCAAACCAUUUUGAAGAACACCUUCCUCUUCUUUUUUGUCUAGGUAACCCUGACAGAGCUUGGCAGAGUGCUUAGGGUCAUUGUCUUGCUGCAAAACAAACUUAUGAGCCACAAGUUUUAGUCCAGAUGGAGCAGCAUUGUGCUGGAGGAUGGAGUGGUACUGUUCCUUCUUCAUGAUACCCUUUACGUCAAAUAAUCCUCUACUCUAUCACCUGCAAAAACAUCCCCAUACCACAGAACUACCACCUCCAUGCUGAAUUGUGGGUGAAUUGUGGUCAAGUUCUUAUAACAAUCUGGUCAAUGAUGUUCACUUCGACCAGCGAUGAUCAUGAUGGUCUGGAUUAUCUGUGUAUUUCCUGUCUUUAUUUGUUUAAAUAGAGGUAUCACAUCUUCUCUCUUCACAGGUUAAAAGUCCCCAGAAUCUUAAAUCAUGGCUCUACAUUUGUACUUUUUGCAUCGAUCUGACUUACGAUCUAAAAUGUUUCAACAAUAACAGCCUUCAUUUGUGCUUGAGUAAACAGCACGGCAUUGUAAUCAAUGGGUAGAUGGUCUUGCUUGCCUGUGCAGUGGUAGCCAACCUAACCAGCGGUCAUUGUCCUAUCCUCAUGCUAAUCCAUACAAACUAAAAUAAUACUCCUCCAACGACAAGGGUUUUAUCCCUCCUUGUCAGCCAAUUGGACAACGGACUAUCUGCAAAAUGACUAGUUAAUCCUGCCGAGCAACAACGCUGCAAAUUACCUUCUGCAGGUUUAAUCCUCAAGCAGAGAGGGAAAAAAAAGGGGAGGGGCAGCUGCUUUGCUGAAGUAUCACUGUCUGUCAGAAACAUACACAACCACUGAUACUGUACAGAUAUACAACACUGUUCACUGUUGAGCUCAAUUACUCUUAUGUGCAUUUGUUGACCCAGUAUAUGUAGAUUUAAACACUCAGUUAUGCAACACAAACACAUUCACUGAUUUCCUGCUCCAGUGUGCCGGACUGACCCCGAGUCCUGUCCAGAGGUUACAGAUAAUCUUUAGUUAGAUGUGCAUUCAAACCAGUCAACAGGUCAGUAAACACAACACUGGCCAGCUCUUAAUGUUUAGCUCUAUCCAAUACAUCAAAGUCAUUGUGAGUUUGUUUUUUUAGUGCUGGGUUUAUGUUUCUUAUUCUCUCUCUGUGUUUAUUUUUUCUCUCUUUUUCCAACUCACUCCCUCUCUCUCUCCUCCCAUUUCUCCCUCUCUCCUCAGGGGUGUGUAUGACAUCGUUGUAUCGGGAACAUGCGUGGGUCAGUAUGACAAUAAGGGCAGCUUUGGGGAGCUGGCACUUAUGUACAACACGCCGCGAGCUGCCACCAUCGUUGCCACCCAGGAUGGGGCAUUAUGGGGGCUGGUAAGAACAUAGAACUUUAAAGAGGCAUACUUCAACAGCAACACAAGAGGCAUUAGUCAACAUGAACUGAACACAUGAUGUUUUAUUCUGACUUUCUGAUUAAGUUUUCAAUCACUGGGUGAAGGUUAAAACACUUGAACCUGACGGUUGUUUUCAAUGCAUUUCAAGCAGUACUCACUCUCAGAUAUCUCUCUAGAUAAAAACAUCUGCUGAAUGACAUGGUGACAGUAUUUUUUUUUAUUUUACAUUUGGGUGUUUCUGGUCUCAGUUUGGUCAGCACCACCAUUUAUUAAGCAUCCCCUGUCAAUUCACUGGUCGUGUCUCUAUCUCCCCAUUGGCAACAAGUAAAACAUCUGUUCCUGAGACCCCAAACACAGAGCACUGAUGCUGAAACAUGUUAAGAAUGGACUCCUGUUAUCUAUGAAUGGAGCCUGCUGCUCUGCUCGGACGGUUUAUACAGCUACAGCUCCUUCUUGUGGUGGAGCACAGGAGCACUAGCAGCAAUGUUUCAUGCUCAAUGAACCUGCCUGCAGGAGCUGCUUAUUUACACGUGUGUUGUCCCUAGGACCGUGCCACAUUUCGUAGACUCAUUGUAAAGAACAAUGCCAAGAAGAGGAGGAUGUACGAGUGCUUCAUAGAGUCUGUGCCCUUACUCAAAUCACUGGAGGUGAGCAUUUUAGAUCUUCUAGGAAAUCCUCUUGUUUCUUUAUCUUUCCUUUCUUUGAGGCUUAACAAUCCAGCAAGCCUAAUAAAAAACAAACACAAACUGUCCUCCAUAUUUGGAAGGGAAAUCUGAAUUUAUAGGAUGGCUACAAAGUAAAUUAUUUAACAUUUCCACGCAGAUUUUUUUUUCCUGGUAAAUAGCCACCCAGCUAAUUUUUGUACUGUUUGUGGAAACAGCAGUUAGAGAGGAUAAAUGAAUUGGAGAAGAGAAAGAUUAUGUAAAGGUUGCUCUGCUUUUUCAAGAUAAAUCCUGAUUUUUUUUCCUGGUCCACUGACCCCAUCUCUCCCUGUCUAGGCAACAGAGAGGAUGAAGAUAGUGGAUGUAUUAGGAAUGAAGCAGUUCUCAGAUGGUGAUCGCAUCAUCACACAGGUAAGAUAUGGAGGGGACAUGGUCACUCAUAAAGGGAGGUUAUUGCUACAGAAUGAUAAAUGUAUUCAGAAGUUUUAUGUUUCCUUUUCCUCAGGGAGACAAGGCCGACUGCUUUUAUAUUGUAGAAUCCGGGGAGGUGAAGAUCAUGAUGAAGAGUAAAGUAAGACCUUUGACAAUUGUUUUUCCACCGCUGCACACAUUUAUACCGUCUCUGUGUUAAUGUGGGCUUUUCCAUGUCUUUGAAACCAAAUCAGUCCACCAACAUUUUUCUGCAGGUGCUGCUCUAGUGUUUGGAAGAAAGGCAAAGAUUUGUCUACGGACAGGCUGAUCAGCAAAAAGAAUGUUUUUUUUAAUCAGUACAUAGAUUCCAUGGAGAUAAAAAAAACAAAAAUGACAUUAACAAUUGACACUCCCCUGCAAAGACCACCAAAAAAGAAGAAUGCUUCCUGGUUUGCCUAGCAACAGCAGGAAUCACACAAGGGUCUGCUCAGCUGCUGAUUGCUGCACACUGGGGGCUGAAUAUUAAAAGGUGCUCAGUGGUUUCUUACCUCUAAUCCUCUCCUCUCCCCCCCCUGCAGACGAAGGCAGACCACGCAGACAAUGCGGAGGUGGAGAUAGCACGCUGUAGCAGGGGUCAGUACUUUGGGGAGCUGGCCUUGGUCACCAACAAGCCCCGGGCUGCCUCAGCCUACGCAGAGGGCAAUGUCAAGUGUUUGGGUAAGAAAUAAUACAAUCCAUAACACCUUUUCGUCUGUCUCAAGAAAACUACGCUUAAGUCAAUUAUGGAUACAGUGAAGCUUUUGGUUUCCACUGGUGCCAAGGAAUGUUUUAGUAAUUGUAGUAUUUGCAAAAUUCUUUGAGAACGCAGCUUCUUCAACUUCUUUGUUGUUUACUCUCAAGGAGAUUGAAAGCUAAUAAUGAAAGAAAUCAAUUCAAUAUAUCCUUGUAAAAAGACAACUUUAUAGGACUCAAAAGACAGUUAUCAGGCAACAGUAAGCGUAUAACACUUGACCUUACAGGGCAACACUCUCUUUGGUUCACAUUGUACACCAACUAGAUUUUUCAGGAGAUAAUAAGUAGCUGUUGAUUUCUAUUUUAUCUGUAAUUGAUGUUUCGCUCUCUACCUUGCCUGUCAUCACCUUGUACUUUUGGUUGAUGGAAGGCCGCUCAGCAAUUAUUUUGUUUUGAAAGCGGGUGCUCUUAUUCAGGCUCAACAGUGGAUGAGCAGCUCUUCACAUCUGAAAUUAAACCAGAUUUUUAACAGCAGAUUGUGUCUGCCUCUCUCUCUCACCCAUCUCCCUGUUUGUUGUGAAAUCUGCUUAACCUUUUUUUAUCACUUGAAUAUUCAGCAUUGAUGUGUUUAAUAAAAGGGGUCUUUUUUUAUAGUUGAUGUUGACAGCCAGUCUUUUUUGUGUUUUUCAAUUUCUUCCCCAUCAAAAAAAAAAAUGAUUCACACAUCAUAAGUUUUCUCAGUCACCUUUCUGUUUUCUCUCUCACUUCCCUUUGUGUUUAUUGUAUUAAUUGUAAAACAGCUUGCUCUGAAUAGCUGCUUUGCUUUAGAGCAGAGAAAAAUGUCACUUGUUGAGGCAAAGGAUGCUAUCUGUUUCGACUCUUGUCAUCGUCCCUGUUGGGCUGUGAGUGGAAAAGAUGAACAGCACUUAAAGGGUCCUCUGGGGUCUUCCAGGCAUAUUUAAGAGGGCCCCUGAGUUGUCUUUCCACCCUCACCAAGUAAAUGUCUCAGAAAGCUGGAGUUUUAAGGGCUGUGUCAAAAACACUUUCCUCACGUUCAAAUAAUUAAUUCUGCUCUGAUGGUAUAGGGAAAAAACAACUUGGAGAACAUCCCCAACAGAUGGAAGCUUCCAAAACAUCUCAGUUCCUAUUUUAUUGUGUUGUGAGGCAGAUUAGAGCCGCUUCAUGUUUUACUUGUAUCAGCUUGUCAGUCCUUAUUAAUGGUAUAAAAGCAGAAUAUUGGGGUCAUGUGUCUCUCCCACUAAUGUAGAAACAGAACUAAAUUGACUUCUGUAAGAACAGGGAGAUGGUGAGAUGAAACAGAGAUGUAGCAAUGUGUGUGAGGGGGGAGGAGUGAUGAUGUAGUUAAUUACACAUCAUGCCUCGCAGAGCAUCAUCAUGUUAUCUCAGAUCAAACUGUUACAGAAAAUCACUAUUAUUCACCAUAAUUUGAACAAGCAGCGCCAGCAUAAUGGUGUAGCUGAUUGAAUCUUUGUUGCAGGAUCUCUGCAGGAUUGUUGAGCAUCUGAUGUAGCUCAGUACAGACCAUCUAAACUGACACUGCCUCCAUCUCUCUCUUUCUCCCUCUGCAGUAAUAGACGUGCAGGCUUUUGAGCGCCUCCUGGGCUCCUGUAAGGAGAUCAUGAAGAGGAACAUCGCCCACUACGAGGAGCAGCUGGUGGCCCUAUUCGGCUCCAGCAUGGACCUGAGAGACUGAGCCUCCCACACCACCCUCCGUGCCUUCUAUUACACACACACACACACACACACACACACACACACACACACACACACACACACACACACACACACACACACACACAGACAUACGUCCUCUCUCACAUCAUGCCGUGGCUUUACAGACCCAUAAUAAGCUUUACACAGGCCAUGCAAGUUGUACUUUUGGCUUACCUUUAAGUACAUAAAUGCCGACACACAGUAUAAAAACACACACACUCAUACACUGACACCUAUGUAGGCACAGAGAGACACUCACUUCACCUAGUCUGCUCACCCAUGUGCACACACUAGCUCAACACACUCCUUGAUAAGCUGUCUUUGUAGAUGCACAGACACACACACAUGCACUGCUAGUUGAAGACCACACACUUUGUUGCUUGAGCCAGCGUCAACCUCACAGUAUGAAUGUCUUUGCAGCAAUGACUGAAAUACGGGCAACGCAGUGUCAGGACAUAAUAUACACAUGCAUACACACACUCUAUCCACAUGCUUAAAAAAAACACAUCAUCAUGCUUCAUGUGUGCAAGCUUCGUGUUCACAUGAGCACUUAAACAACCGAGGAGUUGUUCUAACAAGCCUCAGCAAAGGACCCACCAACAUACAGCGACACACACAGACAGACAUACACAGACCCGCAAAAACACAUAGGUUACCACACUUGCAAAAACAGUCACAUUGUGGUAAAAAUGGAGACAAGAAUCUCUCAAAAGGAAAAAAUAAAAAUGCAAAAAAAAGAGAACUUUAAAGAAGACAUAAGUUUUAGAAACGUUUUAUGAAGAAAAAACUGAAGCUUUGAUAAAAUAUUAUUUAAAUAAAAAAAGUGUUUCCUCUUUGGGAGGCCGGGGUGCAGAACUUUGAGGGUGCGCUCCAUCCCCUCCUCUACUGUUGUUGAUUGAGUUGAGUUGAGUUAGUGCUGGUGAUUAUUGCAGUACCACAGAAGAAGCAGUGAAAACAACAACCCUACGUUUUCUGGGCCAUUGUUAUUCUAUCAUUGACGCCACACUUCAUUGUAUUGAAUUAAUUAUUAUUGUAUUGUUAUUAUAUAUUCAUUUAUUAUUUUUUGUUUUACUUUGACCAAUUCUGAAAAAAAUUCACCAUCCAUCUUUGAAAAAAUGUAAAAACAGAAAAAAAAAAGUUCUAAUGAAAACAGUAGUGCUUAUUUCUCCUUGAUUAUCCUUGAAUGAGUUGUCCUGGAUAAAAAAAAAAUUGAAAAAAAUAAAGCAAACAUUUUGUUAAAAGUUGUA
This is a messenger RNA of Xyrichtys novacula (pearly razorfish), 56618 nucleotides long. Lineage: Eukaryota; Metazoa; Chordata; Actinopteri; Labriformes; Labridae. The record is from the annotation of a GenBank genome assembly.